AUGUCCUCUAACUCUCUCCUGCUGUCAUCCUGUUCCCAGGUGGAGCUGCACCUAAAGCCCAUCCAGUCCCUACUGGUGCACCAGAAGCCCCUGGUGUUCGUGCUAAACUCCCCCCAGCCUGUGGUGUGGGACAUCAGGACAGAGAAACUAGCCCUGGGCAUCAAGCACACCUUCCAUGUAAGUCCAGAUUCAACCAAGUUCCCCUUCCAAUCUCUCUCUCUCGCUCGCUCUCUCUCUGUGUCCCACUCCACUAAGUCCCUUUCCAAUCUCUCUCUCUUAGUCCACUUACUCCCAUGUAUUUAUUUCCUCAUACCAUUCUUUAUUAACGUCGUCCACUUUUCUCAGUGAGACGUUAAGGAAGCAAUUCUUUUGCAGAGGAAACCUGUGCUAUGUUAUGGUCUAGACGAGAAGAGCUCUCAGCUGUUGGUUACAGAUGUAUCAUGUGUUACACACACUCUGGACAACAACAACCACAGUCUGUGGACAACAACAACCACAGUCUGUGGACAACAACAACCAACCACACACAGACACACACACACACACACGGACACACACAACCACACACCCUCUCACAUACCCUGUGGUGAGACAUUAAUGUCUGUAUGGCAGUAGUUAAUGUGUAAUGUGCAGCAGUGGUUUACCCAUGGAUACAGGCUCUUCCUUACACUGUGCAGACACACACUUUCCACUUACUCUUGUUGUAAACCCUAAUAAUCAGUGACAAACAUAUACCAAUUUAAUGACUAACACACCACUGCUGUAGGACUUCGUUGCUAUCAACCCUCAAGUGAUUAGUGAACUCUUGUUUACAUGCCAAAUGAUAGGCUAUAGGUUGGCAUGGACUAUAUGCUUAGCCUGUUCCCAGAUCUGUUUAAGUGCUGUCUUGCCAACUCCUACUGUCAUUGUCACACCAGGCUACAUUAUGCUACGCUCAUCCAUUGUCACAUAGAGAGUUGUGUGCCUGCCGGAAACCCUCUGACACAGUCGGGGAUGAAGCGUAUUUAUACUAGAAGAUAAAGUGGGUCGGUGACAUCAGCUCUGUUGGCACUGGAGUCCCUAACAACAUUAUUGUUUUUCAGUCUGGCUUUUAAACAGUGGAGGGCUGUUCCCUCCCCUCCUCUCCUCUCCUUCCCUACCUCUAUCCAAACAAUGUUGUUGAUGGCUGGGCAGCAGUACAAAUCAUCCAGGGCGUCUCCUCGAAUGACGAAAAACACACACCCCGAUGGGGAGGGGAACAUGGAGGUUUCUUGAAGGAGUAUUGGGAGGCAGCAGGCCCCAGCAGGCCCCCUGGACAGCUAGCCAUAUUUAGUAAUGGUACCAGAGGGCCUCUCUCUCUCUCUCUCUGUGUGUGUAAGACUUAAUGAGAAAAUGAGGCGAAGCCACUGUAUCACAUGAGAAAAUCACAUAGAAAUGAGAACAAGAGGCCCUACAUGGCUUAACUCAACCAUGCUGCUCUUCACUGUAAGCCUGGCUGGAUCUGUACACUCCUCCCUUGCCAUAUAUGCUGUGAAGACUUCCAUGCAGCUCGCGGUUCUUCUGAAAUAAUCAUUGUCAAAUGUGCGUUAACACCAUAGCAUUCCACAAGAAUCAGGCACUACUUCAUAUUAUUUCCAUAUGUGGUGGUGAUGUGUUCUCAUUGCAUGCAAAACAUCCUACCAUGAAAACCAGAGCCCAUACAAUGUUUAACACAGACACCCAUACACGUACGCACACACACGUCCAAAUUCUCAGAGGCUUAGCCUGAAAUCCGACCUUCGGCAGUGGGAAGACCUUGGUCUCCAUCGGCAAAAAGAAGACUUUAAGUCUCCGUCAUCACCUCUGUGUUGAGUAGGAUUACUGUGGUUAUGUGAAGCUAGCUAGCUGACGUGCUAACAUCCAUCCACCUUCUGUUUCCCAGCGUAUUGCCGUGAGCAGAUAAACCAUUAUAGACAUAUUACAGACCAGACCUGGGUUCAAAUACUAUUUGAUGUCAUUCCAAAAACAUCCGCUGGGAUUGAUUGAGUGGCGCAAUGGAACCAAUAGAAAAGUUGCACAUUUCAAAUUCUGCCCAUCUGGCUCUCCAGGUAGGCUAAAACAAGCGCUUAAAGAAUUUGAAAUAUUUCAAAUAGUACUUGAACCCAGGUCUAAAACAGACCCAAUCCCAGCCUCAGUCUGUCUCUGUCUUAACCACAGACUCAGGUUUCACUCUGACACCCCUAGUGAAUACAUCACAAAGCGUGAAAACAUGAGAACGCAAUUCCAGUUAUUUCCUGUACUAAAUGGAAAUAUUUCCAUGUAAGAUUGAAAAAGUGGAUGUAGUUCAUUCAGAUGAAUGUGCAUCCAGGCUGCUUACGUUUUCAGAGCUGUAAACGGUCAUUCUACAUGCAGUUAGAGACAGUCUUCUCUAGGGCUGCGUCCCAAAUGGCACCCUACUCCUUUAUAGUGCGGGCUCUGGUCAAAAGUAGUGUAGUAUAUAGGGAUAAGGUGCCAUUCAGGACGCCAUCUCAGAGGGAGCCAUUAGCAGGUCAACAGUGUAGUAAAUGUCUCCUCAUCAGACAUAUAACAGCUGACAACAGUCAUGAAGCCCAGCCCACAGCCUACUGUACAGUACUAGGCUAGCAGACCUUAUUCUGUAGUGUACUAAUGUUGUUAGAUAUUGGAUCUGACAUGGGGCCCUGUGCCUGCUUUCCCACUGUCAAAGGGGAGGGAUAGGACUCCUCCCUGGUGACAGUUUUACUGUUCAGGGAUACUUUAAUGUACACUCAUAAGGUUUACAGAAUCAUAUAUAUACACUGAGUGUACAAAACACUAAGAACACCUUCCUAAUAUUGAGUUGCACCCCCCACGUUUGUCCUCAGAACAGCCUCAAUUCGUCGGGGCAUGGACUCUACAAGCUGUCAAAAGCGUUCCACAGGGAUGCUGGCCCAUGUUGACUCCAAUGCUUCCCACAGUUGUGUCAAGUUGGCUGGAUGUCAUUUGGGUGGUGGACCAUUCUUGAUACACACAGGAAACUGUUGAGCAUGAAAAACCCAGCAGCGUUGCAGUUCUUGACACAAACCGGUGUGCCUGGCACCUACUACCAUACCCUGUUCAAAGGCACUUCAAUAUUGUGUAUUGCCCAUUCACCCUCUGAAUGGCACACAUACACAAUCCAUGUCUCAAUUGUCUCAAGGCUUAAAAAUCCUGCUUUAACCUGUCUCCUCCCCUUCAGCUACAUGGAUUGAAGUGGAUUUACAUGGAUUGAAGUGACAUCAAUAAGGGAUCAUAGCUUUCACCUGGUCAGUCUAUGUCACGGAAAGAGCUGGUGUUCAUAAUGUUUUGUACACUCAUACAUACAUACAUACAUAUGCAGAUAAACAUACUUUGGAUUUUUCAUCCAAAUAGUUGAGAUGAGAUUCUCUUUAUGGCCUGGCAAGCUACACAUACACUGUAUACACGUGAAACCUAUGAGUCAUAACUGUUUUCUAUUCAGGCACAUUCACAGUGAGGUGAAUGUACCAGAUUAUCUGUCUGUCUGUGGAGAGCCACUCCGGUCCUUAGCUAUGGCAAAUUAAGGUUAGCGUUGAGUUGUGUGACUUCCCUGGGCCCUCUGGCUGUGAGCAGAAUGAACUGCCUGUUACAUCCCAUCUGUCAGGUCAGCUACUCUCCUCAGGUUCAGGUUGGCUCCAACGGGGAUGCCUCGUUAACAUGCCGCCAUUAUGGAACCCAAACACUGACUGACUGACUGGACAAAGAGACACGACGAGCUGCUGAGAGAAUGGACGGAUACCCAAUCCUGUCACACUCAGUCAGUGUUUCACUCUGCAUACCUGGCCUGUAGCUCUGCUCAGACCAACUGCAGUACACAUGUCUGAGUCAAACAUUCUGACCUGCAGAAGAAGAAGAAGACUGCAGUAUAAAUGCAAAAUCUGCAUGGAUUCAAAAUCUCACAGCACCGUCCUCAGCACAUAAUAAACAGAUCAGAGCCACACUUAUACUCUCACUGGUGGUCAUUUUACAGUCUGGAACACUGUAUGUAUACUGUAGGUGAAAAGGCUGCGCUAGUGAGACAGACAGUGCCAAGUCCAGCUAGCGCACCACCGGCCGCGUUUGAGUAAACCCUCUUCUAGAGUUGGAGAGGAGCUGGUGUUGUGUGGUGGGUAUAUAGGGUAACAGCGUCAAUAGUAAUGGUUUGUAGGUCUUAACACCUCAGACCCUGAUCCUCCCAGCCACACAGCCAGACCUCCUCUAUGCUGUUCCCCCAUUAGAGGGACUAUUUCCUGGGGCUAAUAGGCUCUGAAUCUGCCCUGAAUCAGCGCUGCCAGGCCUCGUUUCCUGGUCCCCGAUUCUAGGGUCCACAGACGGACACAUAUGUGCCCUGGAACCGCUUCAGUUCCGCCCUGCUCUGCUCUGCCUGGUGAGCACACUGUUUCUGUUGGCCCACUGGAUCCUCCUGCCUGCAGCGUUUUCAAAUCUUUGGCCCGAAAUCCAGACAUUCUGUUGUAAAACAUGCUCCGCAGCACUCCCUGUCAAUCAGAAGUACUGAGUAAUGAAAGAACAUGAAGUCUAACAUGAAAUGAAAGAUGGACACAGCAAAUCAUGCCAAAGUAAUUUCACCAGGGGACAAUUAGGAUCCUAAGGAGGGCACAUUUCUAGAGAGGGGUCUUUAUGAAAGUUGGUUAUAUGACUCUGGUUGCAUCUCAAAUGGCACCCUAUUCCCUAUCUAGUGCGCUACUUUUGACCAGGGCCCAUAGUGUAUAGAGUGCCAUUUGGGACGCAGGUGCUAUGUUUUAAAGGGUUAUCGUGCCUUAUUGUUUGACUAGUUUGAUCUGGAACACAUCUUUGUUCUCUCUCGCCUUUUGAUGGACCAACAUUGUAAAGUUUAGCUGUUGGAAUUUGUUGCUCUUUCUGUGUUUGCCAAGUCUUUCUCCUUUUUCUGUCUUUUCUUUCUUUUAUUGCAUUAUUUGGAUUUGGUGUGAUUCUCUCCUUUUUGUCUCUCUCUCUCUCCUUUUUGUCUCUCUCUCUCUCUCUCUCUCUCUCUCGCUCUCUCGUUCUCUGUGCUCGUUAAAUGGAACCAUGGCCAGCCCAAUAUUGUUUUUUCAGAUCUACAGGAACGUUCUGCCAUGGUGCAGAGACAGAUGGUGUUGUUUUCUACACAACAGCUCUCCCUGCCAGUUCUCACACACAUACAUACACGCCAGCAGCUUGAUUAGCUCUCUGGAGCCGAUAUAGAGAGAGCAGAUCAAAUCACCCACAAAAGCAUUUAUCACAUUCAUAUCAUCACUGCAUUAGAGCACGCUCCUAUUAUCUCACAUCCUCUCUCUGUCCCUGAGGCCUCCCUCCCUGACUCCCACUGUUUGGAACACCUCGUCUUCUCCAGACCGACAUUGGUGUUUUCUCAGGUUGUACAGUGGGUGUUGCUUAGUGUUGCUUAGCGAGAGAGUUGGAGGUUUGCAACACUCUGAUAAUUGAUAUAAAACAUUUGGCAUGGCGUCUCUUCUCUCCCCUUACCCCGACCAGCACAUAUGGCAAUAAUAUGUAGACGCUCAAACACACACAGGCAGAGAGUCCAGGAAACUAACCACAGGCAUAUGCUUUUAAAAAGCCACGGACCGUAAAGGGUACUGGGCAGCAGGCACAUGUUAUUGUUGGGAUUUAUACUUUGGGGAGGGAAAGAAGGGACCAAUCUUACAGGGAGGAGGCUUAGCUCUCUAUGGCUGUUAGGAACUGUAGACUUUGGAACAUUUAGACUAAUGCCGACAAAUUGUUGCAGCAGCUAUUUACAUUUUAGUCAUUUAGCAGACGCUCUUAUCCAGAGCGACUUACAGUUAGUGAGUGCAUACAUUUUCUUGCUGGCCCCCCGUGGGAAUCGAACCCACAACCCUGGCGUUGCAAGAGCCAUGCUCUACCAACUGAGCUACACGGGGCCCAGCUAUCUCUUUGAAAAUUCGGACGUAGUAUUUCAUUGUAUCACAUUACAUGUUCAGUGCAAUCUGCUGAACAGUUGAAGCUGCCAGAUGUCAAAGCUGAUGUUGCUUUUCAACAGACAUGAAGUGGAGAGCAGCCUACACCCUUCUCAUUGUCUUACACCCAUGGAGAGAAGUUAGGCUAGUCCGCUAGCUAGUAUUUUUCAGAGCGGGCUUGUAGAACAUUUGCCAAACUAGAGGUCCAUCCCUGGGUCCACCCAAGCACCCCUUCUUAUUUGACUUUGAACUGCUCAAGAACACCUCAUUGGAGAUCAGCUCUAUUAGUUCCAUUCCCAGUUAGGUAGAAUGAGGUAAACUCUUGGCUUUGCAAAGUUCCAUGGCUCUUACCUCUUGAGUGCAGACCUGAGCUGAUUCCAGACAGACAGACAGACAGAAAGAGGCCAAACAGACAGUCCGCUCCCCUGCUUGGGUGCAUUAGGUAUGAGGUCAUACAGUGAAAUGAGCCCAGGAGUAAUCUGUCUGUCUGUCUGUCUGGUUCUGUUUGUGAGAAGAGGACAGAUAAACAGCACAAAUGUAUGUGUUCAGGGAUUAGGCCCUCUCUCGCUGCACGUUCAGUCCUGUGUUCAGACAGGUCCUCCUCUUCUCAGGGAGAAUGGGAUGAUACGCUCAAGACAACGAGUAGCGUACAUGCUAUGACAGUAGGGACAAUAAAACCAACAAAAAUGACUGUACUGUGAAUUGUAUUCAUGUUUUUCUCCCAAUUGUUUCAUUGAGUUAAUCAUCCCUUUGUGACAGUCAUUGAUGACUACUUUGACGUCUACACUCUUAGAAAAAAAGAUGCUAUCUAGAACCUUAAAGGGUUCUUUGGCUGUCUGCAUAGGAGAACCCUUUGAAUAAUCCUUGUUGGUUGCAGAUAGAACCCUUUUGGUUCCAGGUAAAAACCCUUUUGGGUUCCAUGUAGAACCCUUUCUACAGAGUAUUCUACAUUGAAUCCAAAAGGGUUCUACUUGCAACCAAAAACGAUUAUCCUACGGGGACAGCCGAAUAAGCCUUUUGGAACCCUUUUUUCUAAGAGUGUAUGCAUGUAACACUAAUUUGAUGUCUUUGCAUGUAGCACUACUUUGAAGUAUUGUUAAUACUCUGGGAGCUGAACAAUUAACAAUAUUGUAACUUUGAAAAGGUAUCGCUUUCAAGUCCUGGCUUCACACUUUGUGUUCUUGUAAAAGUAGAUGCUAAUCUCUUAUUUUUUCCAACUUUCAAGUCUUUGAUAAAAACAUUACUGUAUUUUUGUUUUUUUACACAUUCUUCUCACAAGGUCGCUCUCUCUCUCUUUCUCUCUCUCUCUCUCAGCUAACUGGGUAUGGAUCUCGGGUUGGUUUAGAGAGAGAGAGCCUGGUUUGUUGAGCCCCAGUGUCUCGGAGUCUCUUCUCUCAUAUUCCCAUUUCAAAUUACUCUCGAAAGGCCUGGAGCUAAUUAGGUUCUUUAGGCUUCCACCUCUAAUUCUUUCAGACUAAUUACAUGCGUAUUGCCGCAAUUAAAUUGAUAAACUCUGUUGAGCUUGGCAAGGUUUCCCAAAGUAAACCCCAACCCCUUCCUCCUCCAUCUCCUCCUCCUCUCUCAUUGUUCAGCACUCGUCCACGGCUCUAUAUCACUUUUGAUCGCUGAGGUGAGGCAGUCAGGCAGAGGCACUCCGUCUUUCUCCACUAAAGUUUUCCUUUCCUUCCUGCUGUAGUCGUAGUAAACGUUAUCACUGAAAAUAAAUAGCUACGUAGCGGUGAGUUCUUCGACAGUGUCUGUCUCCCUGGUCUUGGCAUUUAUUAUCUGUGGUGACAAUGCCAGGAACGUAGAAAGGAGCGGCCAGGGGUCAGGCAGAUGUUGCACAUGGUGCUGGCUGGGCCGUGUGUGUGUGUGACGUGUGUUUGUGUGUGUGACGUGUGUUUGGGUGUGUGUGCUGGGGGGAAAUGGAGAACCUGUCUGUCUGGAGUUCCAAAUACCCAAUUGUCAAACAAACAAGCAAACACCAUGAUCUGAAAAACUAACCAAUGUUGCGGUAGAUUCUUGAGUUUUGCUUUCCUUUUCCCCCUCUUUGGAAAACUUCAAAAAUAUGGGUAAUGCAACAAAAGUGUUAUGAGGUAAUGUUUUAAUUGGGCCUGCCAGGUAGCACGGUCAGCUGCCCUCCACAUGUUAGAUAGGAGGCCAUGGGAAUAAGAAAAAGAUCACGAUAAAUAUAAUGAGGUAGGCUAUCUAGACCAGACCGUGUGUUAGGGCUACCUGUCUGGCCUGUGAUACUCAGCUCAGCUCAACUCUGCUCACAGUUUUACUACAGUCAGUAGUUUUUUCAGCACAUGUGAAUGUUUAUCUCGCUGAAAUGAAGCAUAUGGGUUGAGGUCCGUUAAGAGCCAAAGGGGUGGUCUCUCUCGCUCUCUCUCUCUCUGCUCUCUCUCUGCUCUCUCUCUCUCUCUGCUCUCUGUUCUGUGCACGCACACACACACGCCAAGCUCAGCCAAGUUUCUCUCUUUCCCUCCCUCCAUCCCUCCCUCAAUCCCUCCCUCCUUCCCUGCCAGAAGACAAAUCAGCACUUCAUUGUGGGCUCGGGGCUCCGCACACAUUUUUCGCUCAUUUUCUUUUUUUGUCACCAUAUCACAGCUGGGUUUUGCGGUCUCGCACCCUUUUGCCUACCUAGGCUUAGGCUACGUCCCACUGUAUCACAUCUGGAUACAAUUCUUCCUGCUGUCAGCUGCCUCUCAUAUGGCAAAAUGUUCUACUUUUAGAUUAUGAUGCUAACUCCAAACAAACUGCAUUGAUAAAAGUAGUCUCUUUCUUUGUGCCUCUGAUUUAUUUGUAAGUGUGUGUAUGAGCACGCAUAGAAAGACACGCGUGUCUUGCAAUUGUAUUUCCUAUGAUAAAGACAAAGUAGCGUGUGUGUGUGUCUGCUGGCUAUAUUCAUGACAGACAGCUCCAUACUACUCCAGCCAUUUUGAAAAAUCCCUGCACACUAGUGAUGAUGCACAAUAACAGAUUACAUAAUCAGUAGAUACCAUACAACUUAUUGUGUAAGGAGACCAUGUGUCAAAAUACGGAGCACACAUUGUGAGAGGCCUUGAAAUAACGAUUGGGGAUGGAGUGUGAAAGAUGUCUUUUGGCAAAGUUUAGAUGGAAGGUUUGAAUUGGGAAAGGUCUUCUCUUCUCCUUUAUCUGUUUGCCUCGAGGCAGGCCUUGACUUUUAUUGUUUCAAAUGUCUUAUUUUCCCAUAAAGUGGAUGGGCAUAUCUUUAUCAACAAAGAAGUCCUUGUGAGUGGAAGUCUUGAAAACUAACUCCAUGAGCCCAAUAGAAAAUACAGCUUCUUAACAGUAAAUCAUGUCUCAGGUCUGAUCCACAACUUUUUUUUUAGCUUUACCAUUUUAUAUUCUCAGUAACUCUACAUGUAGUUCCUUCAGUAGCUGAAAUAGAGACUGCUGAAAGUAAUCCAAAGUUAUUUGAUGUAAAUUUGAAUAUAGAAAAUCAUACCCACUGAUAUUAAAGGUAGAUUCAGCGAUAUGAUGUAGAUGCAGAAAGUUAAACGCAUAGUGGGUCAAUUUCCGCAACAACUAAAAGCGUUGAAGAGCGAGGCUCAACUCCGCUGUUUUGGUGCCCUGGCUACCACGCUGUGAACAGCGAGAAGCGAACUCGUGCACAUGCAAAGAUACUGUGUGUGAAAGUGAAGUCUUCCAUCUCGCUCAACUCAAUAUCUGUCAUUUCGCUGAGUUGACCUUUAAAUCGAUGCUUAUUGGUCUCUGGACUAGAUAUACUGUAAAUCCCCACACCAUAUUAUUGAUCCUACGGUCUCUCUCUGUAUUAUUGUCACACCAGGUCGAUAAUGCUAGAGCUAGUCUCUUAGGACCAGUUUCCCACACACAGAUUAAGCCUAGUCCUAGACUAAACAUAAUCUUCGAUGGAGAUUCUCCAUUGAUCUUGCACUUUAGUCCAGGACUAGGCUUAAUCUGUGGCUAGGAAACCGGCCCAUAGUGUCAUACAGAAACCUACUGUAUCACAGUCAUUCUGUGGAACCCCUGCUUCCAGCUCUUUUCCUCACAGGCAAAUACGUCUAUACGUCAUAGUACACCCAAUGCCAUAGCAGUCUACAGACAUGUCUUAGGGGCUAUGUCUCCUGAUGUACAGUGUCUAUCUGUAACAUCAUUGUAUCUCUCCACCCUCCAGGUAUCAGAGAGCUCAAAUGUCCACUUCUCUGUGUGUCGUUUAGCGCUGAUACAUGGCUGUAGACUCCUAUGACUCCUAACACACUACAGCCAUGUCUCAGGGGUAUGACUCUUGAUGAACCGUGUACGUCAGUCUGUAAAGCCAUGGUGUCUCUCUGGCUGUCUGUCUGUAACAUUGUUGUGUCUCUCCUUCCUCAAGGUAUCUGAGGGAUCUGAUGUCCACUUCCCUCCAGGGAACUUCUCCCUCCACUGUCAGGUUCAGAAGGAGGUGCUUCCCCAUGGCAAUGAGCACCUCCUCAACUGGGCCACCAAGAAGUACAGAGCCGUCACCUCCUUCUCCGAACUCAAGAUCGCCCUGGACAUCUACAUUAAAGUGGGAGAAGGUGUGUUUUACUGUCAGAGGGAAGUUAGAAAUGUUUCUCCAAAGGACACUCUUAGAAAAAGGUGCUACCUAUAACCAUAAAGGGUUAUUUGGCUGUCCCUUCUGUAGGAGAACUAUUGGUUCCAAGUGGAACCCUACAUCAAAGUGGGAGAAGGUGUGUUUAACUCUGAGAGGCAGGUAAGAAACGUUGCCUCAGUCCCAAGGUAGUGCCACAUUUCCGUUUAGAAUGCCUAGGGAGGCUUUUACACCUACCUCCACUAAAAGUAUAUUUUCUUUGCCUUGUGACUGGCCUUUUCUUCCCCACUAAACCUUUAAUGAAGUGGUUCCCACGCAGUAAUUGCCUCUCAAUGGAGGCCAUUGACAGUCCUGGGAGUUACUGGACCCUAGAGAAAUAAAACAAUCCCAGAGAAGCAGAGCGAACACUCUCUGUGUUCUGAAUUCUCAGUUCCACUGGCCAACUUUCAGUUCCAUUUAAAAAGUAAAUAGACUUGGCCGGGAGGAAAGGACUUUUUCUUUCUUUUGUAAUCUGGCCGUUUGCUUUCCUUGCUUGUCACUUUUCUUCAUUGACUGUGAGCCCAGAGUCAGUGGAGUGAGGAAGAAGUGAUUGAUGAAAAUGCAGAGUAGGUUUGUGAGAGGGUGUGUGUCUUCGUAGUAGGUUUAUGAGAAGGAUCGCUGCUCUGAUUGCUAGCUGCUUCUAGACGAGGCCUGACAGACUAGUCCUGUGCGCUAUGAGAAAAAGAGGGGAGUGACAGAGGGAGGAUUAGGGAAACAAGAAGAGGAAAAAGGGAAAUGGAGUUGGAUGGACAAAAAAAGACUGAAGUUGACGCAACAGAAGAAAAUCUAUAGACUGAAGAGAUCAAACAUGGGACUGUUUCUUGCUAUUCAUGUCUCCAAGCAGUUUUAGUCAAACAGACAAGAGAGGGAUCCAUUUACGUUAUUCUUUCCUCCUUAAAACUAGAAUCGUUAGUUGCUACAUCCAUUUUUGGAAUUAUAAAUUGAUUCUUGAAGAAUAUAACUUAGAAAUGCCUCAUGAGCUUAGUUCAACUGUCGUACCCCAUCAGAACCCAAAAUAUAACCUUGUUUUACUCUGUAAACAAUGUAAAUGUAAACAAACACUUUAUAGCCUCAAAACAUGUUUAAAAUGAUACUUUUGAUAUCAUGGAUGGUCAGUCCUUGCAUCCAUAGGUAUGUCUAUGAAUUUGAGAGUGGUUACAUUUCUCUGGGCCCAUCCCUCAGCUUUUUACCAAAACGGGUGGAGAAUCGCUUUAUUGUUUCUACUAAGGAUUCUAGCUUUAACUCCUUAAGCUGCUAAUAAGUAAGACGUUAGAGGCCUUGUUCCUUAACUUGUCUGUAAGAAGACCACUUCUGAGAAGCAGAGUUUGUAGUAAACUAAACUGUGGAAGGCAUUACUGGGUUUAGCAAAUGUCAGCUGUUCCUUGAUAACUGUGAGCUGUGAGUGGAAACAAACUGUCAGAGUUGUCUCCUCUCCACCAGGCAGUAGAGUUACUGUAGCAGGUACUCAGGCUGUUUGAAGUCAAGGGCUUUCCUCCAGGGAUGUUGUGUGAUUGAUCCAUUGAAGCCAUGCUUCACUCUUUCCUUCACUUCUUCUCUCCCCACUGGUGCUUUGUAAACCGAUCCGACAGCACGUCCAACUUCAUCCUACGUCAACAUCCAGAUAGAUAGGGCACCUCAUUUUUAACGACUGUCUUUCAACUGCAUGACAAUAUCACUUUGACUGCCAGGAGUGGAGUCAUGGCUCCAUUACACAUUACAGCCGGGGUAUGUACUGUUCUCUCCAUGUAGUCAAUCACUUCAGAGGAAAACAGAGCGUGUGUGGUUGCUUAGCCUUGAAGCAGUAAUCUAUUCAACCGCUCUCUCUGUCAUUAGACACUGUGGUUUGGCGAAGGACCAAUAUGCCAUGUUUACCUCAGUCCGUCUCCCCCCAUCUCUCUCUCGCUCUGGUACUUUUUCAUGAGGCUGGACAGAUUUCCGCUUUGUUUCGUACCAGGCCAUUAAUACACGUACGAGGGGGGCACAUGUGGGUCUAGGGAGGAAGGUGCCAACCCCUUUAGUUUAUAUUGUCAAAGAGCUUGUUUGCCAAAUAAGGAAGCAUCUGGGCUUAACUUUUCAUGUUUUAUAAAAGACUGAGAAGAGGAUUGCAUGCCUGGGCAGUUGGAUGGAGAAUAAUAAUAAUUGAGUAAAUAAAUGCUAAUAAGUUAGAAUGGUGGGAAACCUGACAGGAAUGACUGAUUGGACGUGUUUAUGACAGCUAUUGUUCAAAAUUGUCCUUCAUUAUCCCAGAAACAUAAAUCAUAGUGUUCAGUACAAAAGCUGUCUGUAUGUCCCUGUCUUUUACCAGCAACCCCAAAUUGUUCAGGCUAUGGCUGAACAAAGGAAUGUAAAUACCUAAAUACCUCACCCAUUUCCUCAUGAGGAUUCAUCUUGAAAGAAAAUAAAAAAACUUUCACACUGCGCUUGCCAGUAUCACUUUAGUAUAUUAAGCUUACGUAUCAGCCUCACUGCCUUCAUCAGAACUUCUUCCUCUUGAGGAUUAAUCAAGUAUAAUCACAUCACUUCCAGUGUAGGAAUUAUACAUAGAGUCAUAAUCUCAUAAUCUCAUUUAACCACACUCUCCUUUUGUCUUUCAGACCCAGUGUUCUCAGAUACCUGUAAGAUCGACAACAAGUUCCUGUCUCUGAACUACUUAGCUGGCUAUGUGGAGCCCCAGCCCUCUAAAGGCUGUGUCCUGUCUGGGCCAGACCAGGACCAAGAGGUCCACAUCAUCGAGCUGCAAGCACCCAACUCCAGCAGGUCAGUACUGUAAUCCAACACAACCAGAACACAAGCAGAACACAACCAGAACUCCAGUAGGUCAGUACUGUAGCCUACCACCAGAACCAGAACAUAGUCCGACCCAAAUAAGGCACACAUUUAUCCAGUUUAGGCUGGGUUCUGGACACAGAUUAAGCCUAGUUCUGGACUAAAGAACACUUUCAGUGGAGAUUCUCUAUUGUGCAUGCUUUUUAGUCCAGCAGUAGGCUUAAUCUGUCUCUGGGAAACUGGCCCUUUAUGUCAAUAUGCUACACAUUAUGUCGAUCACACUAACUCUAAAUAUAAACCUUAAUGAUCUCAGUGUAAUUUCCCCAUUACAAGAGGUCAGGAUGGUUUCUCUCUAGUCACACUGGUAGUCUGUGUUGGAUACCAAGGAAGAGGGGGAUAAUAUUGACGUUUUGUUGAGCACUCUAUCUCAGACUCAAAGUCUAAGGGUGCCUCCCAAAUGGCAUCCUAUUGCCAAGCGCACUACUUUUGACCAGAGGCCUAUGGACCCUGGUCAAAAGUCAUGCAAACUAGACUCUGAGAUACACUACAUGACCAAAAGUAUGUGGACACCUGCUCGUCAAACAUCUAAUUCCAAAAUCAUGGGCAUUAAAAUGGAGUUGGUCCCCCCUUUGCUGCUAUAACAGCCUCCACUCUUCUGGGAAGGCUUUCCACUAGAUGUUGGCACAUUUCUAUGAGGAAUUGCUUCCAUUCAGCCACGAGCAUUAGUGAGGUCGGGCACUGAUGUUGGGCGAUUAGGCAUGGUUUGCAGUCGGCGUUCCAUUUCAUCCCAAAGGUGUUCAAUGGGGUUGAGGUCAGGGCUAUGUGCAGGCCAGUCAAGUUCUUCCACAACGAUCUCGACAAACCAUUUCUGUAUGGACCUCGCUUUGUGCACGGGGGCAUUGUCAUGCUGAAACAGGAAAGGGCCUUCCCCCAAACUGUUGCCACAAAGUUGGAAGCACAGAAUCAUUUAGAAUGUCAUUGUAUGCUGUAACAUUAAGAUUUCCCUUCAAUGGAACUAAGGGGCCUAGCCCGAACCAUGAAAAACAGCCCCAGACCAUUAUUCCUCCUCCACCAAACUUUACAGUUGGCACUAUGCAUUGGGGCAGGUAGCGUUCCCCUGGCAUUUGCCAAACCCAGAUUAGUCUGUCGGACUGCCAGAUAUAUUGAAAUGUGAUUCAUCACUCCAGAGAACACGUUUCCACUGCUCCAGAGUCCAGUGGCGGCGAGCUUUACACCACUCCAGCCGACGCUUGGCGUUGCGCAUGGUGAUCUUAGGCUUGUGUGUGGCUGCUCGGCCAUGGAAACCCAUUUCAUGAAACUCCCGACGAACAGUUAUUGUGCUGACGUUGCUUCCAGAGGCAGUUUGGAACUCAGUAGUGAGUGUUGCAACCGAGGACAGACAAUUUUUACGCGCUACGUGCUUCAGCACUCGGCGGUCCCGUUCUGUGAGCUUGUGUGGCCUAUUACUUCCUGGCUGAGCACUUACAGCACUUACAGUUGACCGGGACAGACUGACUUUUUGGAAAGGUGGCAUCCUAUGACGGUGCCACGUUGAAAGACCAAGUUCUUCAGUAAGGCCAUUCUACUGCCAAUGUUUGUCUAUGGAGAUUGCAUGGCGGUGUGCUUGAUUUUAUACACCUGUCAGCAACAGGUGUGGCUGAAAUAGCAGAAUCCACUAAUUUGAAGGGGUGUCCACAUAAUUUUGUAUAUAUAGUGUAGGUUGGCAUCCAUUUGGGACACAACCUCACGUGGAGUGUAGUCUGUAUUUCCAGUCUGCCGGGUAAUGGCCUCAGUCUCCCAGAGGUGUGAUUACUCUGUAUACGCAUAAAGAGCCCAGAAAUACAGGGAAUGUGGCAGUCAUGAUGUAUUUCACCAUACGGCUGCUAUGUGGUCUGGUCUGCUACGCACGUCUUCCUCUUUCUGGGAAUACCUCCAGUUUCUUAAUCAGUUGGCCAGACAGAGGUAAGGCAUGUAAAUACUGAGUGUUUUGGGUCUUCCAAAACUCUUAUGGCUCUCUCCUGGCUGGCUCGCUCGCUCUCUCGCUCUCUCGCUCUCUCUCGCUCUCUCGCUCUCUCUCGCUCUAUCGCUCUCUCUAUUUCUCUCUCUAUUUCUCUCUAUUUCCCUCCCUGAGCAGUGCGUUCCAAGUGGAUGUGAUCGUGGAUCUGAGACCACUGGAGGCAGAUGUUCCAUUGUAUCGUGACAUUGUGCUGCUGCUAAAGUGUGAGAAGUCUGUCAACUGGGUCAUCAAGGCUCACGGCGUCAUCGGCAAACUGGACGUGGUGGUACGUAACACUGAACACUACGGAGAAAUGUUUUGUUUCUAAAUAAAAAUACUUAUAUUUACAGUAACCUGCAAACUGGACUUGGUGGUACGUGACUCAAAACGUCACUCUGAAUGUAACAAACACAGCCCCUCUAUUCAUGGGUUGCACCUCCUUCACUCGGUCGCCACUGUUAUGAACAUUCUCAAGCUGUUCUCUGCCAUAGUGGUGCCCAAAGGUCUAGUUGUGCCCAGUCAUUCUGAACGGGGGCUAACGACUGUUUAGUCUAAAUUACACUAUAGUGGCCUGGAAAUACGAUCAAUCUGACAACAUCACGAUAAUGACAAAAGGUUUUGCUACUAAUUAUUUGCCUCCUUUUAAAAUGUUUUUGUAUUUCCAAGCCACUGUAAUGCCCUUUUGAUAAAAUCUUCAUAAUCUCCGAUUGACAAUGCUGAGUCGGGCAGCAGUCCUAAAACGAAUGUUCAAAGCAAUAUAGAGACAAAACCUUGCAAUCCAUGAAUAAUAGGAAAGUGCUGCUUUGACCUAAAUAAAACUACUUAUAUUUUCAGUAGAAGCAGUUUAUUUAAUGGCCAACUCCAGAGACCUAAGACUCCAUCCCUCAGAUUUAUAGCAAACCAAGUGGCAGGACUGCUAUUGAGUGGUUUUUCGAAUUGAUUAGUUCAACUUUCAGAUUUUAACUGCCAAGAUCUUUUUUCACUGUCUCAGUAACACAUCACAAUCAGAGAAGGUUGGUGGCACCUUAAUUGGGGAGGACGGACUCGUGGUAAUGGCUGGAGCGGAAUCAGUGGAAUGGUAUCAAAUACAUCAAACAAAUGGUUUCCAUAUGUUUGAUGCCAUUCCAUUAGCGCCGUUCCAGCCAUUAUUAUGAGCUGUCCUCCCCUCAGCAGCCUCCACUGAUCACAAUGGCACGAAUGGUAUGAGGGGAGACGGGCAGAGGAUCCAUGUCACAACACAUGACUAGACAGGCACAGCAGACAGACAGGCAUGUCACCACUUUUCACUGCUGACCAAUACAUUUGUCACAAUCCGAGGAGUGUUGAAGUGGCACCUGGUUUCAACCUGCCUGCAGGGGAGGGAGGGAGGGAUAAAGAGAUGAACUGUGAAAUAUCAUGCUGACAGCUCCAAGGGUUGUCAUCAUAUUGAAUGAGAGGAGGAGGGGAGAGGGGGAAGAGAGGGGGAGGGGGGUGAGACAUUUUCAUAGGCCAGGCUCACCACAAACAGUAUUUUUAUUGUGCUCACAGCCUCGCACAGACUGACCUGUUUGCCGUCCAUCAUAAUGUGAAUUAUGAGCGUUGCUGGCUGCAGGCCCUGACUGCAUCCCAAUUGGCACCCUAUUCCGUAUAUAGUGCACUACUUUUGACCAGAGCCCAAUGGGAAUAGGGUGCCAUUUAGGACAGGGCCUAUCUCUGUGGAUUGCACUGCAGAAACAGUAACAACACAAUCACUGCCCAAAUACUGUGUAAUACCUCAGUGACUGGCUAUCUGUCUGUAGUAUUGAAAUAUUGUUUCAUACUUGUUAACAUUGACACCCACACACUCUGUGGUCGUGUAUACACUUACAUUUUUUUUUUUACAAAAUCUGUUCUGGUCAUUGAAAGACAUACACUAUUUUACAAGGCUUACACUAAGGGAGAUUUAUUUGGUUUUAGGUUAACAAUAGGAAAUUGUCCAAUGACCGUAUUUGCUCUGGCAUUGCAUGUUUUCCUCCCACUUACAUCAGUCUAGACAUGUAUGUUAACGAAACCAAAUAGAUUUUACCAAUAUCUGAAGUCAUAAUGAGGGAUGGCUCUUACACGUUUGGCACAUAGCCAACAGAUACCUAGUGGAUAUCAAAGGUGUUUUGUCUAUUAAUAAAAAAGUGGCGUUGACACAAUUUAGACGACCAUCUCUGUAGCCCAAACCAACCUGGCCUGCCCUUCGCUCGAUCUUCUCUAUGAGUGCUGCUUAGCUCUAUUCCGUGGUCCCUAUGCUAUGCUAACUGCUGUGUCUUGUAUUGUCUUAUGGGCUCUAGGUACCUGCUUCCCUGGGUUGGUUCCCACACUCUGUAACAGUGAUCCUCAUGCAGGCAGGGUGUGUGUGUGCCUCUGCCAGUCCAUGACUCUGCACUUCUCCCAUUCAGCCAGCUCAGUUCAGGCUCAGGUUGCGUCCCAAAUGGCACCCUAUUCCUUAUGCAGUGCACUCCCUUUGACCAGUGCCCAUGGAGCUUUGGUCAAAACUAGUGCAAUAUAUAGGAAAUAGGGUGCCACUUGGAAUGCUGGCCCACGCUCAGCCCCAGCCACCGCCUGCCUGGCUGUUUGUACAGCUGCCCUUUAGGCUGUCACUGCACUGAAUCAAUCAGGCCAGCAGAGCAGGGCUACGGUUGGCUACAGUAGUAGGCUACGCUAAGAGAACCAUUAGGGGGAGUAGGGGACUGGAAACUGGGAACACAUGUCAGCGAUGUGCUGCUGACCUACAGUUUACUGUACUGCCAAAGUACUAGCCUGGUCCCGUAUCUGUUUGGCAUGACAUUUGGCAUUACCAUGAAUGACCAUAGGAGUUGGCAAGACAGCACAAACAGAUCUGGCACCAGGCUAGGAAAGUACAAGCCAGGGCCAGACAUAGAGUACAGUACUAAAUGCAGAAUAGCACAAAUCAUUGGGAGGAGUUCAGUUAUGAUGGAUCAGAUUUGCUUUUCACUUCUGCUUUUGAUUUCUGAGUUUAGAACCUAUGAAUCAAUCUAGGACCAAAGUAAACUGAAACUGCCCAGUAUCAUUGCAAGGGUUUCAUUGACAAAAUGCUUAAUUAAUGCUAUGUGUGUGUGCGUGUGAGAGUGUGUGCAUAUGAGUGUGAUUGUGAGUGUGCUUGCCUGCAUGCGCAUGCAUGUCCCAGUAUAAGAAUCUGUCUUUGGGAACCAGCCACUGUGUCAGAGUGAAUAUCUAUAAACAGAGAAUGUCAGCUAUGUACGUGAUAUGAUAGCCUCGUAAAAUCAAAGUGUUGCUAGCUACUGUCAGAGGAUUGGCCACAGCUCUGCUCCUGCUCCGGGGGACAGAGGGGAUGUGCAUCCCAAAUGGCACCCUACUACUUAUAUAGUGCACUACUUUUGAUCAGAGACCUAUGAGCCUUGGUAAAAAGUAGUGCACUAAAUUGGGAAUAUGAUGCCAUUUUGGACAGAGUGGAUAUGUGGGAAAUGUCUGUGGGAAGGGAUUAGCCCUCCUCACAUUAUACAGCACGGAACACUGGGGAACUAAUGAGGAAUUCUGGUAGAAAUCUGACACAUUAGGCUUAGUCCCACCAUUGAUCAGGCUUUUGACGUUUGUGUGUGUGUGUGUGUGUGUGUGUGUGUGUGUGUGUGUGUGUGUGUGUGUGUGUGUGUGUGUGUGUGUGUGUGUGUGUGUGUGUGUGUGUGUGUGUGUGUGACCCUUCACCGCUGCUGAAUUGGUCAGGGCCUUUCCAUGCCGAGACCUGAAUGUAAAGUGGCUCUUUUGACUUUGACUCUUUCAAGAUAUGAGAGUAAAAUGAAUAUUCUCACACUUUCAUUGUGGGUUGUGGUCACACCGGUUUUUGAAGCUCUAUAGUGACGUUUUACCAUUUCAUACAGUCAGAAAAAGGAAAUGAAACGAGACGUAGAGAUUACUGGUAAAUGAUGCUAACUAGAAAAGAAGAAAGCGUCCACUUUGGUUUGUAUAAGACUGAUGACGACAAAGCCCUCCCGAGUGGCGCAGCGGUCUAAGGCACUGCAUCGCAGUGCUGAGGCAUCACUACAGACCUGGGUUCGAUCCCAGGCUGUGUCACAGCCGGCCGUGACCGGGAGACCCAUGAGGCGGCGCACAAUUGACCCAGCGUUGUCCAGGUUAGUGGAGUGUUUGGCUGGCCGGCCUUGUCUCAUCAUGCUCUAGUGACUCCUUGUGGCGGGCCGGGCGCCUGCAAGCUGUCGUCAGUUGGACGGUGUUUCCGCCGACACAUUGGUGCGGCUGGCUUCCGGGUUAAGCGAGCAGUGUGUCAAGAAGCAGUGCGGCUUGGCAGGGUUGUGUUUCGGAGGACGCAUGGCUCUCGACCAUUGCCUCUCCCGAGUCCGUAGUGGAGUUGUAGCGAUGAGACAAGACUGUAACUACCAAUUGGAUACCACGAAACUGGGGAGAUAAAGGGGUCAAAGUUAAAUAUAUAUAUUAUUAUUUUUUUGAUUGAUGACUGCGGAUAGCUUAGCGGUUAAUAGCGUUGGGUCAGUAACCAAAAGGUCGCUGGUUUGAAUCCCCGAGCCGACUAGGUGAAAAAUCUGUCUGUGCCCUUGAGCAAAGCACUUAACCCUAAGUGUUUGCUAAAUGUCUCAAAUGUUCAUGUAAAAAAAAUGAUCAUGACAAGAUAUGGUAUCUCAGAAGAAGAAAUUAGAGCACGUUUUUUUCUUUGAUUAUAACUGAUAAGAUUACAUUGAUUAAAAACUCCUUGAAUCAAAUCAAUUGCUGGUAGUUUUGCCUCUACCAAUAUUUCCAUAUGAUUUACAGUAUAGGCUACUAAACCUGUUAAUCCCAAUAUUUUUCCCCAAUAGACGCCAGAUACCAUCAGUCUGAGCCCCAACACAGAGAGGCGGAUGGAAGUGUCUAAGACCCCCAAGCACCACCUCCCAUCUGGCUCUCAGGCCCUGAUCAAGUGGGCAGAGGAGCAUAGCUAUGGACCAGUCACCUCCUACACCCACACCCCUGUGGCUAACACCUUCAACCUGAGGCUCAGGGAGCCAGGUAAGACAAGCCAGGCUGUUUAAAGUAGACUCAGAUUUGUGUUCCAGUACUUGUUGACUGUAAUUAAACUAAUACGGUAGAUCAUGUAUGACAAACAGACCUAGGUUUAGUCAAUUCAAUAAAGAUAUCUACUAUGUAAAUAAAUUAGCUAUGCUUUGAUUUAUACGCAUUUUUCAUGAGCAUACAUUGUUAUAAAUGUAUUUAACUGUUAAAUAAUUAAUUUCUACCACAGACCAUCACCAACACAGUUUAACUGUUCUUAUAAAGACAAUAGCGUGAAAACUUGGGCCAGUUUCUGCUCUGUGCAAUUUCCAUGGCUCUAAAACCACCAGAUGACACUUUAACAGAGGUCUCUCUCUCUCUCUCUCUCUCUCUCUCUCUCUCUCUCUCUCUCUCUCUCUCUCUCUCUCUCUCUCUCUCUCCCCUUAUUUUUCUCCUUCUUUCUCUCUCUCUCCUUCUUUCUCUCUCUUUUUCUUUCUCUCUCUCCUUCUCUCCCUCAUUCUUUCUCUCCUUCUUUCUCUGUCUCUCUCUGUGUGUGUGCAUGCAUGGUGUAGGUGUCUGUCUGUGCGUGUACGUGCGUUUGUGUGUGUGUCUCUCUGUGACUAAAAUGUGUGUGUUCUGUGACUUCCAGAUGUGCUGAAUCCCCUGGACUCCAUGUUCCUUCCUUCCAUCCUGUGGGACACCAACCCCCUCCUGUCUGGUGGUCCGGGGGGUGCUGCCUCACGCUCCAUUGGCCUGCCAUUCCCCUUCCCCCCGCCCAAGGAGCAGGGCCUGCCCUACCUAUCCCUGCCCCCCUCCCUGGAGGACCAUCCCUGGCUGGGGCUGGGAGGGGAGGAGGGUGGGGAGCCUGAGGAGCAGCAGGGGACCCUCAGUGUGGGGCUCAGUGUUCAGUGUGAGGAGAACAGGAUGGUGGUCAGCAUCGACAGAGAGAGUCUGCAGGUGAGUGGAUGAAUAGCCUACUGUGACUAAUUGUGUCUGCAAUAGAGGACAGGCUGCUGUGGAAUUCACACUUUUCAUCCUUGGUUUAUCUCUGAGUCUUCCUCUUUACGGAAUAGUGACUGGCAUGUAGUUGAAUGAAUUGUGUGUAUUUUCCCAGACUGUUUGUGUUGUGUGUGUGUGUGUGUGUGUGUGUGUGUGUGUGUGCCCUACCACUGGGUACAGUGAAGCAGGCAGAACACAACAGACCACAUCACAGUCUAUUAAAUCCCGCACACUGCAAUUAGGGAUAGUUAUGGUUACAGUUGGACCAUCCUGUGGUUUUUAUGUCUUCCUGGGAACUUAAUAUCACACCGAGAAGUAGUCUGUGCUGUAGAAUGGCAUAGUGACGAUAAUGCCAAUGGAGUCUAGUGCCACAUUGUGUCUCAGCAACAGUUCUGACAGUAUUGAGAUGAUCAUUAAUCAUGAUUUGUAUUGCAAAUAUUAUAGAUUAUUGAUUGACAUUAUAUUGUUUUCUUUCUAUUUUUCAAUACUUUAUUAAUUUACUUUACCUUUUUUACCAUUGUCUCUUUCCUCAGGCCAGUGGUUAUGGUAAUGCCAACCUGACUCUUCAAGACCCAGAAUGUAAAGCGACGGUUAACUCCACCCACUACACCCUAGAGACGCCAUUGGAGGGCUGUCAGACCACCAAGUACCCCAUGCACUCCAGCUCUAUGGUCCUCUACAUCAACUCAGUGAGUACCACACACAAUGGCCAUAGCAUCUACAAAAACUAAUUGAGGGCCAGUUUCCCAGACCCUACCUAGUCUUGCGUUACCAUACUCCCAAGUCUUGUGAAGCUUGAACAUUUAAGAUACCUGGACCCAAAUAAGCCUACUCCUGGACUGAAAAAGAAGGUUCAAUGGAUAUCUCAAUUUUAAAUAGUUUUUAGUCCAGGAUUAGGCCAAAUCUGGGUCUGGGAAACCUAUGAGUGCUGUAUCCCCCAACCCUAGCCUGUUACUCUGAACAAUGGUAAAAUCAGUUAUCUCUGUUGAUAUCAUGGGAGAAGCACCCAGGGCCAAAACUUAGGACAACACUAUGAAAAUGUUAUGGGAUUCAGUAUUACCGUUAAACCCUUUCUCAGCAGAGUUCAUCAUUAACAUGGAAUGCAACAUGUGCUUUCACUAACAAGCAACGAUAAAUCACUUCUCCGCGGAUCUCUUAAAUUAUUUUCGGAGCAAGGUUACAAAACACAUUUGUGUCCAAAUAGAGAUUAGAAAUAUCAGGCACACACCCAAAGUUCUCCCAAUUUUUUAUCUCUUGUCUUGGAUGCAGACCCCUAUGGUCAAAACAAAUUAAUCUUCAUUUAUCUGUUUCUCGAUACAUCAAAGCCACAUAUCCUUGUAUGGUCCUUGUUUGUCCCAUCCUACAAUAAGGCAUUUUAAUUACUAAUCUACGCACCAGCAGGAAUAAACUAAAUGUCAAUGACAAUAAUUCACCUCAUUUAGCCCGUGUCUUCCAGCCCUAAAUGUAUGAAGUACACAGCAGGCUUCCAGUGUUUCUUUAAACUGACUAAAUGAGAAAUAUGCUUCACGGGGUCUGCCUGAGUGAGCUCUGGACUGUUGAAAUCUCUGGACGUUCCCACGUUUUAAUUCCAGCUCAUCUGUUGCAGAAUGUUUUGGCAGCUAGAUUCAGAUCAGAGCCCUGUCACUGGUGUCCUGAGCCCUUGAAUGAAGCAACACCAUUCACAUGCAGAAAAUUAUUGGAAAAUAGUUUGGCGCCGAUCACUGGGAAAGUGUCCUGGUCUGUGUCUCAAAUGGCUCCCUAUAUAGUGCACUGCUUUUUACCAGAGCCCUGACAAAGUUAGUGCUCUAUAAAGGGAAAUAGCUAGGGUGCCAUUUGGGGCGCAUACUGUAUCUGAACUGUGUUCACUGAUGUGUUCAACUCCUCUAUGGUUGACAUCCAGAUCCUGAUAAGUCAUGCUGAGCCUAAGGAUGGGAGUGGUGGUCCCCUGGAUUACGAGGAUCUAGAGUCCGGAGACGUGACCCCUGGGGAGGCAGAGGAGCUAGAGAGGCUGGAGAGGGCUGCUUUCCUUGAGCACACCACAGGCCCUGAUCACAGGUCAUCCAUUCUGGUAAAACAUUAAGACUCCCUCGAAAAAGAGGUUGGUUUUUAACCUCAAGUGAGUUUCUCCUUGUUAAAUUAAGACUACAUUAAAAAUGAAUUAAGAUUGCAGCAUUGCAUGACAGGGCCUGCCUGGGGUUGGGAGAGCUGGGAGUCAAGACCAGACCACUGAUCAUCAAUAAAUAAAUAGAGUCUCAUCUUAUAGAUGGCGCUGUACUAUAUGGCUGCCGUCUUGCGUGCGCCAAUCCAACUUUACUAUUUUGUUAUUCUUUUGGUGUUUAUCUUUACUUUUUUUGCAAAAAGUGGAUCCUCUAUAAUUUCUUAUGAUCCACAACAACUUUUGAAUAGCAGAUCGGCAGUUACUAUCCUCAAUUCUGGCUUCAACUUCGACUUCGACUCAUCUGCCCUGGGCUAUUUGUGUAAUUCCUACCCAAUUAUAUAUUUUUUUUGAUUGGCUCUUCUCUCAUUCUUCGUCCAGUUCAACUCUUUUGAUUGGCUGUCUCUCCUUCUCUCUCCCCCUCCCCCAGUUCAACUGCACCUACAGCAAGAACCAGGACACCCUAGGAGGAUCAGGAUCAUCAGGAUCGUUUUCCCAUAUCGCCCCGGCAGCUAAGGAACCGGUCAGAACCGACGUGAUGUUCAACAUGGAGCUGUACAACACCCAACUCUUCCGCUAUCCGUCAACCCAGGCCUUCCACACUGUUUCCAAAAAUCAACAGGUCUUCGUAGAGGUAAAUGGAGCAGUGAACUACUACAAAUGUACUGUACCAGGCUGGCUGUAACCGUUUUUAAUAUGUUGAAGUAAUACAUUGUGUCUGUUGUAUUUUUAGCCUGUUUGUGAUUCGCUCAGAUUAAUAUAGUUAGUAGGCUAGUAUCCAGAUGUUAGGACGUGAAUUGUUGGAGCGAUUUCACAAGUUGUCUGUGUGUGUGUCCGUGUCUCUGUCUCUCUUAAAUAUGAGGCCUGUCAAAACAACAGUGAGGACUGUUCUGUGUGUACACUGUGUCUGGACUGUCUGGUCCACUUUCAUCUUUUAGUGUUUUAGCUUCCACAGGGUCCGUUGAUAUUUGGUCUGGGUCGGAAGAAUAUAAAGCUAACAUAUCCUCUUUCUCCUCUUAGCUGCCCCACAGCCAUUGUCUCUGUCCUCCCAUGAGUCUCAAGUGUCCUAGUACUGAACAGUAUUACUAGAGAGGUCCUACAGGGAGGUUGUGUAAGAAAAGGUAGAGAUUCAUACUGAGCCCACUCUCUCCCAACUCCACACCUCUCACACUGGGCUGAGAUCUACCAUGCCCUGUCCUGGUCCCUGAGACUAUGGUCCAAACUAAGGUGUGUAGGAAACUGCUGUUGUGCAACACGUGUGUCAUAACAUGUGUUACUCAUAGGUCAGGUCAUAGCCUGUUUUUAUUGUCUGGACUUUCUCUCAACUGUCCUUUGAAAGGGGCGUGUGUGUGUGCCUGUGCAUGCGUGUGUGUGGCGUGCAUGCGUGUGUCUGUGCUUUUGACUGGGCAAGCUUUUUGACAACCUUGGCAUGGUGAUGGCACAGACAAAAAACAGAAAAACACAUUUAGGUUUUCAGUGGAAAAAAAGAACGAAAAGGCAGCAGAGGGAUAAUAAUUCAAGGAAAUGCCUUGUGGUCUGCCGACGGAAAGAUCCCAUUAAAACUUUUUGAAGGGACUGAAAUCCACUUCAGGAUUUGUGAUUCUUGGACCUGAUAACACUCUGAUAGUGUUCCUUUAGCUUGUUCUCUGUGUUAAAACAAAUUGUCAGCUCCUGGACUGACAGAGAGUGUACAGACGAAUGCCAAGAUGGUGCUCUUCACAGAACUUUGUAGGCCGAAACAGAUAGUUUGUCAAUUUGACGACGUCGAUGAGAGGAUUCAACAAUAAAAUCAUUGGACACCUUUAGAGGCUGUAGCAAUCAUACAGCCCAAGUCUCCACACAUUGCUUACACUUUAGAAAUGGUAAAACAUUUGUAUGACUUGAGUUUAUUGUUUUUAUGAAAAAUGACACAAUGUUCCCUGUAUUUUUAAUAAAAAAAUAUUUUAUCUUCAUAUUUUUUUCUCUUUUCUCCCGUGCUUCAGAUUGGAGCUUUCAAAGUCGACCCAGAGCUAGGGUUCAUGAUCCAGACCUGCUUCAUCUCUGCCAAGUCCAACCCCAACAUCCCGUCUUACUACACCCUGAUAGAGAACAUCUGCCCUACGGACGACACGGUCAAGUACUACCCUCAGAGAGACCUCCCUAUCCCCCACUCCCAGACCGACAGGAAGAGGUUCAGCUUCACUUUCAACUCACCCUUCAACGAAUCGUUGCUCUUUCUGCACUGUGAAAUGUCUCUCUGCUCCAAGAGACCCCACAACAACCAGGGACGGGCUAUGGUACAUUGUUUUUCUUUCGUGUCUGUUCAUUCUGCACACUAUGUACAUUUACUGCCGACCUCUGCAACAAAGAUAUCAGUAAUAUUAUUUAUUGGGAUAGAUUUACAGUAUGUGUUGAAUAGAGAGGGGGAGUAUGAAGAGUUGUGGAGGUUGGCCCAGGGAUUGAACCCUGGUCUUUUACGGGGCAGGUGUAGUCCAGAGCCGACUGCGCCACUGCCAAACCAUCUGCCUCUUUCUGUAACACAGACACAACUGGCAUGACCUGAAUCUGUGGUCUAUGCAAUGAUUCAUACAUUGUAUGGUAAUUUGAGCAGCAUUCAGUGUAGGUUAGAUUGUGUUUACAGUGUGACUGGCCAGGCCAGUCAUUCAGAAGGUCUGUGCUCCACUCUGCAGAGACUUGGCACCGAGCUAGGCCUGCUGCACAGUCUGCCAGUCUCAAUCCAUUCUGAACCAGAGCAGGAAGCAUACAUCUACUUCAGGUUUCCUAAGUAACCAUCUGUAGAACCAAAACAAGCCACUAGCUCAAGUGUCACUUUUCCUUCCUUCGCCUCGCUGUACUAUAGCCUCUCUCUCUCUCUCUGCUAUGUCAUUGCACUUUCAUAACCUUUUCCAAGCAGUUCUUUCUGCUCAGUGCUCGCCCAGCCACCCUCUAUUUGGGUCUCUGGUGGUAUUCUACACGAAAACUUCUUCAGAGUCAGGCUGGGGCUCCAAACUGACUCACACCAGAGCUGCAGCUGAAUGUUUACAUCAAAUUGAAUUGGUCACAUACACAUAUUUAGCAGAUGUUAUUGCGGAUGCAGUGAAAUGCUUGUGUUUCUAGCUCCAACAGUGCAGUAAUAUCUAACAAUUCACAACAAUACACACACUACACACAAAUCUAAAAGUAAAAGAAUGGAAUUAAGAAAUAUAUAAAUAUUAGGACGAGCAAUGUCGGAGUGGCAUAGACUAAAAUACAGUAGAAUAGAAUACAGUAUAUACAAAUGAGAUGAGUAAAGCAACAAUAUGUAAACAUUAUUAAAGUGACUAGUGUUCCAUUAUUAAAGUGGCCAGUGAUUUCAAGUCUAUGUAUAUGGGGCAGCAGCCUCUAAGGUGCAGGGUUACGUAACCGGGUGGAAGCCGCCUAGUGAUGGUUAUUUAACAGUCUGAUGGCCUUGAGAUAGAAGAUGUUUUUCAGUGUCUCGGUCCCAGCUUUGAUGCACCUGUACUGACCUAGCCUUCUGGAUGAUAGCGGGGUGAACAGGCAGUGGCUCGGGUGGUUGUUGUCUUUGAUUAUCUAUUUGGCCUUCCUGUGACUUCGGGUGCUGUAUGAGGGCAGGUAGUUUGCCCCCGGUGAUGCGUUGGGCAGACCGCACCACCCUCUGGAGAGCACUGCGGUUGCGGGCGGUGCAGUUGCCAUACCAGGCGGUGAUAUAGCCCAACAGGAUGCUCUCAAUUGUGCAUCUGUAAAAGUUUGUGAGGGUUUUAGGUGCCAAGCCACAUUUCUUCAGCCUCCUUCAGCCUUCUUCACCACACCGUCUGUGUAGGUGGACCAUUUCAGAUCAUCAGUGAUGUGUACGCCGAGGAAGCUGAAGCUUUCCACCUUCUCCACUGUGGUCCCGUCGAUGUGGAUAGGGGCGUGCUCCCUCUGCUGUUUCCUGAAGUCCACGAUCAGCUCCAUUGUUUUGAUGAUGUUGAGUGAGAGGUUAUUUUCCUGGCACCACACUCCCAGGGCCCUCACCUCCUCCCUGUAGGCUGUCUUGUCAUUGUUGGUAAUCAGGCCUACUACUGUUGUGUCGUCUGCAAACUUGAUGAUUGAGUUGGAGGCGUGCGUGGCCACGUAGUCAUGGGUGAACUGGGAUUACAGGAGGGGGCUGAGCACGGACCCUUGUGGGGCCCCUGCAUUGAGGAUCAGCGAAGUGAAGGUGUUGUUUCCUACCUUCACCACCUGGGGGCGGCCCGUCAGGAAGUCCAGGACCCAGUUGCACAGGGCGGGGUUCAGACCCAGGACCCCUAGAUUUAUGUUGAGCUUGGAGGGUACUAUGGUGUUGAAUGCUGAGCUAUAGUCAAUGAACAGCAUUCUUACAUUUUUAUUUUUUAUUUAACCUUUAUUUAACUAGGCAAGUCAGUUAAGAACAAAUUCUUAUUUACAAUGACGGCCUACACCGGCCAAACCCGGACGACGCUCUGCCAAUUGUGCGCCGCCCUAUGGGACUCCCAAUCACGGCUGGUUGUGAUACAGCCUGGAAUAGAACCAGGGGUUCUGUAGUGACGCCUCAAGCACUGAGAUGCAGUGCCUUAGACCACUGCGCCACUCGGGAGCCCAUAGGUAUUCCUCUUGUCCAGAUGGGAUAGGGCAGUGUGCAGUGCGAUGGCGAUUGCAUCGUCUGUGGAUCUAUUGGGGCGGUAAGCAAAUUGAAGUGGGUCUAGGUCAUCUGGUAAGGUAGAGGUGGUUAGUAUAGGGAUUAGGGGGAAGGAACACAAGUUUUCACUAGGUAUGAUUUCCCACAAAUUAUACAUGUGGUCAAAGAUCAAAAGGGAUGCUUGGUCUUGGGUAAAGGUGUAGAUUGGUCUUUUAAACUGCUUUUGUCAUAUGAAUACAUGUAACAGUCUCAUGGCUGAUAAGUAAAUCAUACAAAAAAUGGUACAUUUUAAUGGGAAAAUUCAUGAGGUAUGUUAUAUAUGAAAUUAAUGAAAUUCAUUAAAAGUGAAUGUGGUAUAUGAAAUCCAAGGCUGAAUUAUUAGGGAUUUCUCAGUGGUCCUAUUGUGUUUCUCUCCAUGCAGUGUAUCCAACCGGAUGAGGCAUGUACAUCUGUCAACGGAGAGAUCAUCCUAGCCAUGAUGAUGAACACAAAGACUUCUACCAAGACCCUAGUGGUGGUGGAAGAACAUGACACAGAGGAAGAGGAACCAGGUGAGUGGACUAUUAACGCUAACGUAUUGUAUAGUCCUCAUAACCAAUGUAAUCUCUAUGAUGAACCAGCUUAUCCAAAAUAUAUGUGGAGGAUGGCAUAAAUUUGCUGAAGUAAGAAGUAAUUUAGGAAGGCCCUAAAAAUGGUCAAAGACUCCAGCCGCCCUAGUCAUAUACUGUUCUCUCUGCUACCGCACGGCAAGCGGUACCGGAGUGCCAAGUCUAGGUCCAAAAGGCUUCUUAACAGCUUCUACCCCCAAGCUAUAAGACUUCUGAACAGCUAAUCAUGGCUACCCAGACAAUUUGUGUUGUCCCCCCCACCCCACCCCAUCCCCCUCUUUUACGCUGCUGCUACUCUGUUUAUUAUUUAUGCAUAGUCACUUUAACUCUACCCACAUGUACAUAUUACCUAAAUUACCUCGACUAACCCCUGCCCCCGCUCAUUGACUGUGUACCGGUACCCCCUGUAUAUAGCCUCCCUACUGUUAUUCUAUUUUACUGCUGCUCUUUAAUUAUUUGCUAUUUUUAUUUUUUACUUAACUAUUUUUUACUUAACACUUUUUUUUAUUCUCUUUUCUUAAAACUGCAUUGUUGGUUAAGGGCUUGUAAGUAAGCAUUUCACUGUAAGGCUGUAUUCGGCGCAUGUGGCAAAUAACAUUUUAUUUGAUUUCCCUCUUUCCCUCCCUCCCUUCUUCCCUCCCUCCCUAUACAUCAGAACAGUGAUGUAGUCAAGUCACUAAACCUCCAGUCCAUGUCCAAGUCCUUUUAUACUCGAGUCACGAGUCCUUUGCUAGUGCUAAAAGCUGCGGUCCAACCAUUAAAAAAAACUAAGUUAUAUUACAGUGUUGCACGAGUCAAGUUCGAGUACUGGACUCGAGUACUACAACACUGCAUCAGAGACUAAUCUUAGUGUAGUCUUGCGAGACAUACUGAAAGUCUCAUUCUGGCUGGCUAACAUUUAUAUGAAUGUCUGUGGAGAGAGUCUAGCUGAGACACAUGCAGGGAGCUGAGUCAGUUGGCCAGAGGAGACAGAGCUGUGUUGAGGGUCAUCGAAGAAGGACAGGAAGACAGAGUAAAUAAGAGAACAGUCUGGGUGGCAGGAAGGACAUCCCAGGGAAAACCAACCUCAGUUCUGCAGGAAGAGAGGCAGAGAAAACUGUUCUAGUCACAAUGCAAGCGCAUCGCAUCCUCCCUCCAUCCCUCUGCAUCUGGAGUUUAUUAGCGUGUGGUGGGAGUGUGUGUGUGUGGGUGUGGGGGGGUAAGUGUGCUCAUUGGAGCAUAGCUGGGGUUUGGGGGGCUUGCUGCUAGCGCUGAGGCUCCAUCCCAGUUCUACCACAGUUCUACCAAGCAGUACUGUGCGGAAGGAGCGGAAAAAGACGAGUCAUCCACAUCCAUCCAGUUGUUUUCACUUAGCCCUUCUCUGUGGCCUCCCCUUCCCGGUAGAGAGAAGGAGGGAGGGAGAGAGGGAGAGGAGUGGAGUGGUCUUCUCGCUAGCUUUGGGAGCGUAUCCAGACCUAGAGGGCCCCUCAUCGCUGCAUUAGUCAAAUGCUUUUUCACUCACUCCGUCAGCCACACAGUCAUUCCCCUCUUUGGAGCAGAGGGCUGGGUGUGUGUGUGUAUGUGUGUGUGAUCAGAGGGUGGGGUAGACUGGGGAGGUCCUGGGAUCACGCAGGCCCAGGAUCACUCACAUAAGAGGACAAAACAGAAAAAAUAUCUGAUAAAACUGCAGUUCCUCACAAUAAAAUAACAGCUCUUAAUAAAGAUUAUUUAAAAAACAAGAGCAGCUCUAUACGACAUUAAAACAUAGUUUUGAGCUGAUAGGAACUCCAGGUCCAAUUCAUUAAGACAGGCCUUUGAAGGCGUUAGAAAGUCCUUAGUUGUGGAUCUCAUCAAGGAGUUAGUCCUCAGUGUGGCUUUGUGUAAAGACAUCGACCUGAUUGCGUGUGUGCGGGGGUGUGUGUUGUGGCAGACAGGUCCAUGCGUCAUUAGGCUGUCUGGUCCAGGGAGUUCUUAUACCGAACAUCACAUUGCAUCCAUUAUGAUCUAAACCAUAGAUGGGGUGAUAUCAUGAGAGCCCCUUUGCUAUUUUCACUGCCAGGGCUUUUCCAAUCAGCAUCCCCUUAUGGGGUGAUAACAUCAACAAGUGGACUGUGGUUGGUGGGUGUGAUGUCUCACAAGUUGCGUCCCAAAUGGCACCCUAUUCCCUAUGGGCCUUGGUCAAAAGUAGUGCACUAUAAAAGGAAUAGGCUGCCAUUUAGGAUGCCACACUUGACUCACAGGUCUAAUCAUACUGUGUUAAUCACUAAGGGCAGAUGAAGCAUGGCAAACAGUAAUGGGGACUUGGGGAGUGUUUACUAAUGGACUUGAUUUGGCCUGUGUGAACAAAUGAGCACCAUGCCACUGCAGGGCCUGAACAUUGGGCACAGACUCAGGCUGCGUCAGAAAUGGCACCCUAUUCCCUAUAUAGUACAUUACGCAAAUGUUCCGGAGCAUGUCUUUAAGUAAGCACAGAUAUGCCAAAAACUCUAAUGAAAAAAAGACUGCUGGGCUCAGAAACCAUGCUUUUAAUACAAAGGCAUCUCUAAUGGUGAGAUGGCAAAGAAAACAAGCAGUCUUUUCAAGCAACUGGAGUCCUGCACUGGACAGGAUCCCAAUGAGUUCAGCUUGAUCUACAAAUCAAAGAGGGCUGUUUGUGGGCAGUUUGGUGCACAGAAAAACAUAAAUGCCUCAAAGCUCAGCCAUCAAAGCUACAUUUACUGCCUCACAACAUCAAUACAUUUUCACAAUUUCUACGGAACUGCGAGCUGUAAGGAACAUUUUAACAAAAUCAUCCAUUUCCUCCUAGUUACCCACAUGAAUAAAAUCUACAGUUUACUAUAGAAUAUAGCAGUACUUACUAUAGAAUUCUAUAGUAAACUGUAGUAUGCUGUAGAAUACUAUACUACACACUGCAGUAUCCCUCAAUCAUGUGUAGUACUUACUAUAGAAUGUUAUAGUAUACUGUAGAAUACUAUAGUAAAUACGACAGUUUUAUCCUAAAAAUAAGCAGUAGUAAAUACUACAGUAAUGUCCGCAAAAAUGCCACAGUCCGCAAAAACACUACAGAAAAUACUACAGUAUUUAAUUUGCAUAUAUGUACAUACACCAACCAGAAGCCAUGGAUUACAGGCAACAUCUGCACUGAGCUAAAGGGUAGAGCUGCUGCUUUCAAGGAGUGGGACUCUAACCCGGACGCUUAUAAGAAAUCCUGCUAUGCCCUCCAACGAACCAUCAAACAGGCAAAGAGUCAAUACAGGACUAAGAUUGAAUCAUACUACACCGGCUCUGACGCUCGUCGGAUGUGGCAGGGCUUGAAAACUAUUACAGACUACAAAGGGAAGCACAGCCGCAAGCUGCCCAGUGACACAAGACUUCCAGACGAGCUAAACCACUUCUAUGCUCGCUUCGAGGCAAGCAACACUGAAGCAUACAUGAGAGCACCAGCUGUUCUGGAUGACUAUGUGAUCACGCUCUCCGUAGCCGAUGUGAGUAAGACUUUUAAGCAGGUCAACAUUCACAAGGCCGCAGGGCCAGACGGAUUACCAGGACGUGUACUCCGAGCAUGUGCUGACCAACUGGCAAGUGUCUUCACUGACAUUUUCAACAUGUCCCUGACUGAGUCUGUAAUACCAACAUGUUUCAAACAGACCACCAUAGUCCCCGUGCCCAAGGACUCUAAAAUAACCUGCCUAAAUGACUACCAACCCGUAGCACUGACGUCUGUAGCCAUGAAGUGCUUUGAUAGGCUGGUCAUGGCUCACAUCAACACCAUUACCCAGAAACCCUAGACCCACUCCAAUUUGCAUACCGCCCCAACAGAUCCACAGAUGAUGCAAUCUCUAUUGCACUCCACACUGCCCUUUCCCACCUGGACAAGAGGAACACCUACGUGAGAAUGCUAUUCAUUGACUACAGCUCAGCAUUCAACACCAUAGUGCCCUCAAAGCUCAUCACUAAGCUAAGCAUCCUGGGACUAAACACCUCCCUCUGCAACUGGAUCCUGGACUUCCUGACGGGCCGCCCCCAGGUGGUAAGGGUAGGUAACAACACAUCUGCCACACUGAUCCUCAACACGAGGGCCCCUCAGGGGUGCGUGCUCAGUCCCCUCCUGUACUCCCUGUUCACCCAUGACUGCAUGGCCAGGCACGACUCCAACACCAUCAUUAAGUUUGCCGACGACACAACAGUGGUAGGCCUGAUCACCGACAACGAUGAGACAGCCUAUAGGGAGGAGGUCAGAGACCUGGCCGUAUGGUGCCAGGAUAACAACCUCUCCCUCAACGUGACCAAGACAAAGGAGAUGAUUGUGGACUACAGGAAAAAAAAGAGGACUGAGCACGCCCCCAUUCUCAUCGACGGGGCUGUAGUGGAACAGGUUGAGAGCUUCAAGUUCCUUGGUGUCCACAUCACCAACGAACUAUCAUGAUCCAAACACACCAAGACAGUCGUGAAGAGGGCACGACAAAGCCUAUUCCCCCUUAGGAGACUGAAAAGAUUUGGCAUGGGUCCUCAGAUCCUCAAAAAAUUUAACAGCUGCACCAUCGAGAGCAUCCUGACUGGUUGCAUCACCGCCUGGUAUGGCAACUGCUUGGCCUCCGACCGUAAGGCACUACAGACGGUAGUGCGUAAGGCUCAGUACAUCACUGGGGCCAAGCUUCCUGCCAUCCAGGACCUCUAUACCAGGCGGUGUCAGAGGAAGGCUCUCAAAAUUGUCAAAGACUCCAGCCACCCUAGUCAUAGACUGUUCUCUCUGCUACCGCACGGCAAGCGGGAGGACCCAUGCCAUAAGACUCCUAAACAGCUAAUCAUGGCUACCCGGACUAUUUGCACUGCCCCCCCCCCCCCCCCCCCCCCCCACCUACAGGUUAUACAAAAGACCAGAAGCUCUGAACUCUCCAUUCAGAACCCAGUCCUACCUACAGGUUCUACUUUUAGUAUUUAUCCAGUAGGUUUCCUGAAGGAGAAAGCCUCCACUUCUAUGUCAAAGAUAAUAAAACAAAAACACUAUAGUAAAUACUACAGUAUACUACAAUCCACAAAAACACUACAUUAAUUACUAUAGUGUAUAUAUUACAGUUUUCCUUUAUUACAGUAUUUAUACUAUAGUUAACUGUAAAUACUACAGUAUACUACAUUAAAUACAAAUUUCAAGUUUGAAGUUUUAAUGUCACGUGCACAAGUACAGUGAAAUGCCUUUCUUGCAAGCUCUAAACCCAACAAUGCAGUAAUCAAUGACAAUGUAUUACUAAAAAUAACAUAAGGUAGUACAAAAAUACACAAUAAAUACAAAUAAUAAGAAUACGAGAAAGUAAGUAAGCAUAAUAUAUACAGGGUCAGUUAGUUCCAGUACCAUAUUUACAAUGUGCAGGGAUACUGGAGUGAUAGAGGUAUAUAUGUAAAUACUACAGUAUUUACUGUGUUUAUGUAGACUUUAGUCCACAGAAACACUACAGUGAAUACUACAGGAAAGUCUGCAAAAACACUACAGUGAAUACUAUAGUAUUUAUACUAUAGUAUACUAUAGUAUUUUGUCAUGUGGGUAUUAGUGAAAGAGACAGUGAGUAGUGUUGAAUAGUGGUAAGAACCUUGAGCUAUGAAAAUAAGUCUCCCCACACUUGAAUCAGAUGCAGGUUUCAGUGCUAAGCUUCAGAUACAAGAUAUAAUUUGCUAAGCUUUCAGUCAACAGCCAACUUUGUUAGAGCGCCGCUAUUUUGAAUCCCCUGUUCCAUAUCUCCCUUCCUUUGACUUGUUUACAGUACAUAAAUUAUACAACACACAAAACUGUCUGACUGAGUGCCUGUUAGCUGACUGACUGGCAGUAAGUUGUGCAACCAAGUCAACUGGCGUAUCAUUUAUCUGAAUACAGACCUCGGAUGUCAAGGAUCUCACAGGGACGCCAUUAGUCAAUUCUACACACUUUGGGGAGACAGGUUGGAGUUCAGGGUUCAGAGGUUAAGAGAAACAAGGCACCACACCACUAAAGAAGUGUUCUUCUGUUCCACUCUGUGAACAGAAAACUCUGGGCAAACAAAUGACGUUGACUCUAUUGAGCGACUAUCGGUUCAGGGUCAACUGUGCCUAGACCAUACGGAGAUGAGAACAUCGCCUUGCCUUAAGUUUCCUUUCUCUCUUUCACUCUCUCUCUCUCUCUCCCCCUCUCUCGCUCUUCCUCUCACACAUGUAGCAGAGCUGAGAUCAUUGUGAAAGCUAAAUUAGUAUAAAGAACAAAGCUUUGCUUCUUACAUUGAGAAUGGUUGGACCUCAGGGUGUCUUUCAUACUGUUGUCAGAUUUGCUAGUUGCAGAGUUGGUCUGGGAGGAAGACACAGGGAUAGCUGACUACUCCACCAUCUUUAUGACCCUUACACAGAACCUCAGAGCUCUCACCCAUACUUGGAACCUCAGCUGGCCCAAAACCCCAACAGAGGUGGGGCUAUCCAUUCAUAGUCUGACCUGGCUUGGAAAGAUCUUCCGCUACAGUCUUUUCAUACGUUGUUUCAUACUUCAUAAACUACAACUGUACUGUAAAACUAAUCUCCACGAGUAGUGGUUCAUGUAACUCCUUUAACCACAGUGUGAUAGUUUUGCUGGUCUCAACUUGUCUUUGGCUCCUCUAUCCUCUCCUCUGACCUGGGUGUUGACGGGUCAGCUUUGCAUUCUCUAAAUAACGAGCCGAAGGAACAGAUAAGACUGGAGAGGAGGAGGAGUGGGAGGGAGGGGUGAAGAGGGGAUGGAUUGAGGGAUGGAGGGGAGGGGGAAGGGAUGGAGGGUUGAAGAAAGAGGGGGCUGUCAUGUUACCACCACCCCUUGUGAAAUCAAACUCUCCUGUGAUGGUUCUGUCAUCGUCUGUCAUGAGGGAAUGAAAACCCAAAGGUGUUCUUUCCCAGAAUAGCUGGUCAUUGUGCCGGAGUCUUGGACCCGGACCAAGCCUGCUCUUGAGUUCGCCUCUACACAAUAAGCACCAUUGUAUUGUUUGUUCAGAAGUAAUUAGAAGCUAAUUUGACUUUUGAAAGCCAUCCAGAUGACCGGAAAUGAAGGAGUAAGCUGAGACCUGUUAGAAGUCAACAGGUUCAUCUUGGCACUCUAUUCCUUUUAUUGAGUACUACUUUUGACCAGGGCCGUGGGGCUUUGGCCAAAAGUAAUGCACUUUAUUGGGGAUAGGGAGCCAUUUGAUACAUAGACUUAAGGUUCUGUUAGUUAGCAAUUGGAACAGCUUUGAGUUACAUCAGAUCUCUGUACCACAUUUGUUAGAACUACAGUUAUCUACACAAUGUCAUUUUCUGGAUCUGGUUAUCCCAAGGUAGUUAGGUUCAUUGGGUGGCUCAGCUUCCAUUCAUAGGCACUGUCACUUUAUGUCAAAGCAAGUGUUCUUGAUGCUUCAACACGUAGUUGAGAUGUGGUGUUUUCAUGCAUCUACAAAUGUGUUACAUUGUUGUUCUGUGUUAACACCAGUCUGUGUUUUAUGUUUCAGUGCCUCCCACUCGCACGGCAUCACAAGGCCCUCCUGACCCGCCAGGGGAAAGUAAGUCAAUCAUUGCGAGGAGAUUCUAAACCAAUGGUUUUUAUAUGUCAGGAUCUUAGAUCACUUUAAAAUAAUCAUUGUUGACCAGAUUGAGUUAUGUCAUUUGCAUGUUGUUUUCAUACUGUCGUGCCCAAAGAAAAUUAAAUGGUGUCGCUACCUCACUUUCAAACCAAGGUGCUGUCAUGUUUUCAAGUCAUUGAAUAACAAAUCGUCGUUAUCCUCUCCCUCAGCUGUUUUGUAUGUGUUGGACACGCCGACCGUGGUUGGGAUCGCCUUCGCUGCAUUUGUGAUCGGGGCCCUGUUGACCGGAGCCCUGUGGUUCAUCUAUUCUCAUACAGGUACGUCUCUCUGAACUGUCCCUUUACCUACUGUAUCUGGAGACACAGGUAGGUCUUGCCAUGCAGGGCUUCCUUAAAAAGAGACCUUGGAAUCAAUGGGACUCCCUGCCUAAAUAAAGGUAGAAUAAAUAAAUACAUCAUACAGUUACAUCUACAUUGGCAUACUACUUAGAAUGUAUUCCCAAUACACUGCUUCAUUUAAAGUGUUAUGAAAGUAUGGACAUUGGAACAUUCACUAGUGGUAUGCUAGUUUGGAACAUAGACCCUCAUUGGAACGUACUGUAUACAUCUGUAAACUGUCCCUUUACCUGCUGCUGCAUGAGGUCCAACCUGCUGGCCCUCAUGUAAGAGUGAAGGUUUCCCUUGGUAACCUCUCGCCACCAGGGUUAGGCUCAAUUUGAAUUGAAGCAGUCAAUUCAGGAAGUAAACUAAAAUUACAAUUCAAUAAUCGAAAAAAGGGAAUUUAUUUUCAAUGACUUCUCAAUAAACGGAAAAGUAGAAGCUAUUUAUUUCAAUAGUUUUUACAUUUCUGAAUGUUAAAUUCAAAUCACUUCCUGAAUUGACUGCCUUCAAUUCAAAUUGAGACCAACCUUGAUCAAAUGAAAUCAAAUUGUAUUUGUCACAUGCGCCGAAUACAACAGGUGUCGACUUUACUGUGAAAUGCUUACUUACAAGCCCUUAACCAACAAUGCAGUUUUAAGAAAAAUAAGAGUUAAGAAAAUAUGUACUAAACUAAAAAAUUAUAAUAUAUAAAUAAGGAGCAACAAUAAAAUAACAGUAGCGAGGCUAUAUACAGGGGGUACCGGUACAGAGUCAAUGUGUGGGGGUACAGGUUAGUCGAGGUAAUUGAGGUAAUAUGUACAUGUAGGUAGGGGUAAAGGGACUAUGCAUAGAUAAUAAACAGUGAGUAGCAGCAGCGUAAAAAAAAGGGAGGGUGGGGGUCAAUGCAAAUGGUCCGGAUAGCCAGACUAUUUGAUGGAAAGAUAAGACUAUCUAAAGAAUGUCCUAAACAUCACAGUGCCAGAAUGCUGCAAUUCUAUAAUCGGAAAACCAAGCGCUGACAGAGGCGAGUUAACAAUAACACAUUGACUCUUCUACUGUAAAUAUAUCCUGUUUGUCAGCGUAAGCGGCUCUUCUCUUUCCUGCCUUUUGAAUGGGUCUCGGGUCCUGCGGGGUGGUCAGGAGUGGUCAGUGAGUAUUCUCGGACACAAUGGCCUCGUCUCGGACAAAGAGGGGACUGGCUGGAAGCUGGAAUUUCCCCUGGCCAUUUUGUGGGGCACUCGCCAUUCGGCUCGCAGGAAGAGACACAAUCUGUCCGUUAGAUGCCAAGACCUUCCCCUCCAGCAUCCACAUUCUGAUGACCUCUGAUCCCUGCUGACCUCUAGUAGGAAGUGAGGUGGUCCCUGAGGUCUGUAGAGGACACUCCAGCACAUACUGUAGAACAAAACAGGCCGGUCUGUGCUGGUUAGCUGACCGUGGAUCUGCCUGGCCUGCCUUGAUGUUGGUGACCCCUCAUCAUCCAUUCCUGAUGUGUUCUACACAGAACACUAUGAAAUCAUUCAUAGGAUCAGUGGAUUAUGUGCUGAGUACCCCGGCAGCACACACUCUUAGAAAAAAGGGUUCCAAAAGGGUUCUUUGUAAGGCAAAGGGUUCUACCUAGAACCUUUAACAUCCUAAGAACUGUUUUUGGAAGAAAGGGUUAUUUGAUGAUUCUUUGGAAGGCAAGAAGGGUUCUACAUAGAACCAUAUAUAAUAUUUCCCAGCAUGCUUUAUUGCAGGGAGAUUUUCAGAAUUGUUUGUUUUACUGUAAUAUCUGUGUUUUUGCAUUGAUUGGUUGAUUAAUUUUAUGCUACACAAAGAUAAAUAACAUACAGUUUCCUAAACUAAUCCAAUCUGUUAGUAAUUGGAUUUAUUGCACCCGUUACUGAGAUGGUUGUUCCUGUUUAGAUGAUUGAGGUAGUCUCAGUAGUCAAUCUUCCCUACUCUGGCAGUCAUUCAGAAUACAGGUUGCGGGUGAUUAACUCUGUCUGGAUUGCAAUAGGAAUUACACAUCACUUUAUGCAAGCCGGCAUAAUGUGACUUGCAGGCCUGAUGUGGCCUGUAAACCAGGAGAUUCCUAACACCCCUGUGUUAGAGUAUAACUAGGGCCUCAAAGAAAGGCCUUUUAUAUGACAUGUGUUGUCAUAAAUAAUUACAUUUUAAAGGGUAAAAAGGCUGGUGGAACUGUUCAUAGAGCUUUCUAGGAUGAACCCUCCAAAGAUACAAUUGUCCUUGGUAGAACCCUUCAUAGAGGUUUCUAGGUAGAACCCUCUGCAAAGGGUUCUACCCAGCACCAAAAAGGGUUCCCCUAUGGGGACAAACUGAAGAACCCUGGUUCUACAUAGCACCUUUUUUGUAAGAGUGCAUAGAACAGACCAGUACUGUAUUCUGCCUGCCGGUUUAGCCAGCCCUAUAUACUGAAUGCCUACUAUGCUGCUGUUGGCCCCUCUUCACCAAUCCCUGAUGUGUUCUCUGUGGAAAACUGUGAAAUCUCUUCAUGAAUAGGAUCAGGGAGUUCUAAUGCAUUUCCUCAGGUGGGAUAAUAGAGUGUAUCUAAUCUAGGUGAGGUCAUUACAUAGAUGUGUGUCAGAUACAGUAUAAUGUAGAAGCAGUAGAGCAACAGUAGUUGCAUAUCGCAAUAUUUUUUGGGGACGAUAUUAUAUCGAUACUUUGACUACAAGUAUCACAAUUUUGCUAGGUAGCAUUAGCUAGCGCUAGUCAGCUGUUGCUUUCCAUCUUCUUUUUAAAUAGUGAGCCAACAUGUUUUCGGCACUUUUUUUCCCAUGACUGAUCAAAACUCAUUUUCUCAUGCUCUCUCUUGUCUCUCUGCAGCAGACAUAUAGUGAUCAAUAUGUUUGGAACAUCAAAUGGCAAUAAAAUCGCAUUAUUGAUUUGCAGUAUUUACAUUUACAUUUUUAGUCAUUUAGCAGACGCUCUUAUCCAGAGCGACUUACAGGAGCAAUUAGGGUUAAGUGCCUUGCUUAAGGGCACAUCGACAGAUUUUUCACCUAGUUGGCAGUACAUAUAGAAUCGUGAGAAUCGCAAUACAUAUCGUAUCGGCAUCUAAGUAUCGUGAUAAUACUGUAUCGUGAGGUCAAUUCCCAGCCCUAGGCAUCAGGCAGUCAUACUAGAAUACAGCCGUCUCCUGAGAAGUGCACAUUGGAUUAUUGUGGAAAACUCCACUAAGGUAUAAUUCAGUUAAUCAGUCUCAAUUCAAAUAAAUAUAUAUAUAUAUUUUUUUACAUGCAUUCAUUUCAUGACCAAUGUAAUUUGUAAUUACUAGUACUGAUCUGUAUCUGCAGUGUGGAAGGAGGGGUGUUAAUAAAUUUUUUCACUCCAGAUACAGUGGGGGAAAAAAGUAUUUAGUCAGCCACCAAUUGUGCAAGUUCUCCCACUUAAAAAGAUCAGAGAGGCCUGUAAUUUUCAUCAUAGGUACACGUCAACUAUGACAGACAAAAUGAGGGGAAAAAAUCCAGAAAAUCACAUUGUAGGAUUUUUUAUGAAUUUAUUUGCAAAUUAUGGUGGAAAAUAAGUAUUUGGUCACCUACAAACAAGCAAGAUUUCUGGCUCUCACAGACCUGUAACUUCUUCUUUAAGAGGCUCCUCUGUCCUCCACUCGUUACCUGUAUUAAUAGCACCUGUUUGAACUUGUUAUCAGUAUAAAAGACACCUGUCCACAACCUCAAACAGUCACACUCCAAACUCCACUAUGGCCAAGACCAAAGAGCUGUCAAAGGACACCAGAAACAAAAUGGUAGACCUGCACCAGGCUGGGAAGACUGAAUCUGCAAUAGGUAAGCAGCUUGGUUUGAAGAAAUCAACUGUGGGAGCAAUUAUUAGGAAAUGGAAGACAUACAAGACCACUGGUAAUCUCCCUCGAUCUGGGGCUCCACGCAAGAUCUCACCCCGUGGUGUCAAAAUGAUCACAAGAACGGUGAGCAAAAAUCCCAGAACCACACGGGGUGAGACCUAGUGAAUGACCUGCAGAGAGCUGGGACCAAAGUAACAAAGCCUACCAUCAGUAACACACUACGCCGCCAGGGACUCAAAUCCUGCAGUGCCAGACGUGUCCCCCUGCUUAAGCCAGUACAUGUCCAGGCCCAUCUGAAGUUUGCUAGAGUGCAUUUGGAUGAUCCAGAAGAGGAUUGGGAGAAUGUCAUAUGGUCAGAUGAAACCAAAAUAUAACUUUUUGGUAAAAACUCAACUCGUCGUGUUUGGAGGACAAAGAAUGCUGAGUUGCAUCCAAAGAACACCAUACCUACUGUGAAGCAUGGGGGUGGAAACAUCAUGCUUUGGUGCUGUUUUUCUGCAAAGGGACCAGGACGACUGAUCCGUGUAAAGGAAAUAAUGAAUGGGGCCAUGUAUCGUGAGAUUUUGAGUGAAAACCUCCUUCCAUCAGCAAGGGCAUUGAAGAUGAAACGUGGCUGGGUCUUUCAGCAUGACAAUGAUCCCAAACACACCGCCCGGGCAACGAAGGAGUGGCUUCAUAAGAAGCAUUUCAAGGUCCUGGAGUGGCCUAGCCAGUCUCCAGAUCUCAACCCCAUAGAAAAUCUUUGGAGGGAGUUGAAAGUCCGUGUUGCCCAGCGACAGCCCCAAAACAUCACUGCUCUAGAGGAGAUCUGCAUGGAGGAAUGGGCCAAAAUACCAGCAACAGUGUGUGAAAACCUUGUGAAGACUUACAGAAAACGUGUGUCAUUGCCAACAAAGGGUAUAUAACAAAGUAUUGAGAAACUUUUGUUAUUGACCAAAUACUUAUUUUCCACCAUAAUUUGCAAAUAAAUUCAUAAAAAAUCCUACAAUGUGAUUUUCUGGAUUUUUUUUCCUCAUUUUGUCUGUCAUAGUUUACGUGUACCUAUGAUGAAAAGUACAGGCCUCUCUGAUCUUUUUAAGUGGGAGAACUUGCACAAUUGGUGGCUGACUAAAUACUUUUUUCCCCCACUGUAGCUAUGGUCAAAAGUAGUGCACUAUAUAGGGAAUAGGGUACUAUUUGGGAUGCAUCCUAUUCUAUUCUGCUGUAGUCCUUGGAAAACUAUUGACUUGUAAGACCAACAUAUCCCUACAUGGAAACAUUGGCAUAGUGAAGUUUACUCCAAGAAUAUAUAUUUUCUAAAAAAUAAACUAAUUUUUUUUAAAACCAGUAAAUUAUGAAACAUCAAAUAUACCCCCCACACUUAUCCCCUCAGGAGGCGAGGGACAAUGCUAGAUAGAGGUUUGUUCACAUUAAAAAGCCAAAACCACAAAAAAAAACAAUUCUACACGGUCUCACCCACUUAUACAAAAUACUCACCUGGGCUAAAACCCUUAAACAAAAAAAACCAUUUCUUGGGGACCCCUUUUAAAAUUUUUUUUAAAAGGGAAAACUCUUGACAAAUUCCCAUGGUAAAAGUUUAAAAGAAGGAUGAGAAAAUUCUAAUUCAAAAAUUCAUGGGGUUUCCCAAGACCCGUUUUAAAAAUUAGCCCUAUUUGAUUUUCCCCAAAGGGGUUAAAAUUUUAAAUUACCGGGGGUGGGGGGGUCUACUUCAAGUUUCCUUUUUUACCUUUGUUUGAGAAGGGGGAAUUAUUUAAAAAAAACUAUUUAAUUAACCUAAACGCUUAGAAGGGUUUUUAAAAUUUAAAAAGUUAAACGGAUUAGACAAUUUUGGGGGGGGGGAAAAAAACUCAUUAAAAAAAAGAGGGGUUAAAAGUUUUUAAAAAAAAAAAAGGAGUUUAAAGAAAGAAUUAUUCACGGGUUAGGAAGGUUAAUUUUUGGGAAAAGGAAAAACCCGGGAAAAAAAAAUAAAAAACGAGGUUCAAUGGGCUUGAACCCUCGAUCCUCAGAGCCGAGGCCCGCGGUUUAUGCCCUUUCUCUAUCCCCAUCCACAACGGCCAAGCGUGAGCCUAAUGGAUGGUAUAUGUGCACACGUUGCGCCUAGUGGACGGUAUUGAAGGCAUCUCCGGAUGUCCUAUUGACCUGGACAAACGUUGAUACUGAAGUCUAUCUGGUGUGAUCUCGCUGGUUUAUUAAAGCAAUGUGAGUGUCUUCAGUACAGUAGUGCAUCCUGUUUAUACAUGGACGUGAUAAGUACUAACCCAGUUGUCCCUCUAUUUUAGGGGCAUGGUACGGUAGGAAUUUGGCCUGCGUCCCAAAUGGUACCCUAUUCCUCUAUAUAGUGCACUACGUUUGGAACAUAGCUCUAUUGCCAAUUUGGGACGCAGAUGUGUAGGAAGGAUGCUGUUAUAAAAGAGGAGCUGUGAUCUUGCAGACUGUGUUGGGAUAGAUCACACCAAAGGUUAAGGAGGUUGCCCCAGGAGACAGGGAGUGGGAGUUACCCCGGACCUGAAUGGAAUGUGUGAUGGAAAAGGGUCAAUAGACUGUUGCUUCACUUCAAUGACAAGUGAUGUCACCAUAUGAGACACUUCUCAAUCAGGCCCAGAUGGUUUCACCAUUUUUACAUUUACAACACACAUUCAAUUUGAUUUAUAUAGCCUAUUUGGAUGGCUCAUCAUGAGAUUUAUAGAUACAUUUGUUUUAUAAGCUUUUUGUUUGUUCAAACUCUGAGUGUAUGGUGGAAAGCCAGUAUGUUGUUAGGGGUGAAUAAUACUUCCAUUUAUGUUGAAUUUUCACUUAGGAUGUUUUCACACUUGGUCCCUUUCAGACAAUUUUUGUGAACUCAGUGCAGUUCGCUCAAUUUUGUGUGCAGUGUGAACACUCCAAGGAACUCAGACCCCUCAGAAGAGCCCUCAAUGUGAACCGAACUGAGGCCCAUCUCGAGAGGUGGUCUGAGUUCGGUUUGCUUGAAUUCUGUGGUUCGGUUCCCCUUUUAGGGCAAUGCGAACACAAAGCUCCUCAUGUUCGCUUGCCAUUAUUCCCGCACCACACACUAGACUACUGCAACAGUGUUUCCCCUGCCAUAACCCCUCACAUUGGUGCCACAAAAGAGAGAAGAUGAUGAUAUGCAGGUUUGCGGAAAAAAACUACCUGUUUUUGGGAUAUGACUUGAGUUUCGCCAUCAGCUGGAAGACUGUGUCCCCUUUUCUCAGCCGAGGGAGGGAGAGCAGAGGGACAGUGAGUCGGGUGAGAGGCAGCCUCAUCGCUGCUCCCCCCCUCUCAGACUGACCAUCAGAUGCAGGCCAUCAGUCCAGUAAAACAACAUUUUAAGCAAAUGAUUUUGCUCACUCAGCUGUGCCUCACAAGUAAUACAACAAAUGAUCUAUUACCAGUGUGAUCAUAUACCUACAUUUUUGUUAAAUUUAAUUUCAAAUUGGUCUGAGAAGAACCAACAUUGGCUGGGCAAUUCAAGCAUACAGUUGAAGUCGGAAGUUUACAUACACCUAGCCAAAUACAUUUAAACUAAUUUUUUCAAAAUUCCUGACAUUUAAUUCUAGUAAAAAUUCCCUGUCUUAGGUCAGUUAGGAUCACCACUUUAUUUUAAGAAUGUGACAUGUCAGAAUAAUAGGAGAGAGAAUGAUUUAUUUCAGCUUUUAUUUCUUUCAUCACAUUCCCAGUGGGUCAGAAGUUUACAUACACUCAAUUAGUAUUUGGUAGCAUUGCCUUUAAAUUGUUUUAACUUGGGUCAAACGUUUCGGGAGCCUUCCACAAGCUUCCCACAUUAAGUUGGGUGAAUUUUGUCCCAUUCCUCCUGACAGAGCUGGUGUUACUGAGUCAGGUUUGUAGGCCUCCUUGCUCGCACACGCUUUUUCAGUUCUGCCCACAAAUUGUCUAUAGGAUUGAGGUCAGAGCUUUGUGAUGGCCACUCCAAUACCUUGACUUUGUUGUCCUUAAGCCACUUUGCCACAACUGUGGAAGUAUGCUUGGGGUCAUUGUCCAUUUGGAAGACCCAUUUGCGACCAAGCUUUAACUUCCUGACUGAUGUCUUGAGAUGUUGCUUCAAUAUAUCCACAUAAUUUUCCUUCCUCAUGAUGCCAUCUAUUUUGUGAAGUGCACCAGUCCCUCUUGCAGCAAAGCACCCCCACAGCAUGAUGCUGCCACCCCCGUGCUUCACGGUUGGGAUGGUGUUCUUCGGCUUGCAAGGCACCCCCUUUUUCCUCCAAACAUAACAAUGGUCAUUAUGGACAAACAGUUCUAUUUUUGUUUCAUCAGACCAGAGGACAUUUCUCCAAAAAGUACGAUCUUUGUCCCCAUGUGCAGUUGCAAACCGUAGUCUGGCUUUUUUAUGGCGGUUUUGGAGCAGUGGCUUCUUCCUUGCUGAGCGGCCUUUCAGGUUAUGUCGAUAUAGGACUCGUUUUACUGUGGAUAUAGAGUACUUUGUACCUGUUUCCUCCAGCAUCUUCACAAGGUCCUUUGCUGUUGUUCGGGAAUUGAUUUGCACUUUUCGCACCAAAGUACGUUCAUGUCUAGGAGACAGAACGCGUCUCCUUCCUGAGCGGUAUGACGGCUGCGUGGUCCCAUGGUGUUUAUACUUGCGUGCUAUUGUUUGUACAGAUGAAUGUGGUACCUUCAGGCGUUUUGGAAAUUGCUCCCAAGGAUGAACCAGACUUGUGGAGGUCUACACAUUUUUUUCUGAGGUCUUGGCUGAUUUCUUUUGAUUUUCCCAUGAUGUCAAGCAAAAAGGCAUUGUUUGAAGGUUGGCGUUGAUGUACACCUCCAAUUGACUCAAAUGAUGUCAAUUAGCCUAUCAGAAGCUUCUAAAGCCAUGACAUCAUUUUCUGGAAUUGUCCAAGCUGUUUAAAGGCACAGUCAACUUAGUGUAUGUAAACUUCUGACCCACUGGAAUUGUGAUACAGUGAAUUAUAAGUGAAAUAAUCUGUCUGUAAACAGUUGAUGGAAAAAUUACUUGUGUCAUGCACAAAGUAGAUGUCCUAACCGACUUGCCAAGACUAUAGUUUGUUAACAAGACAUUUGUGGAGUGGUUGAAAAACAAGUUUUAAUGACUCCAACAUAAGUGUAUGUAAACUUCUGACUUCAACUGUAGCUAAUAUGCAGUGAUAAUGUAUUGGGCCUAUAGCUUAGUGCACAAACCUCAUUGCUACAGAACUGUUUUUAAUUGGUUAAUGUUGCAUAGGCUUAUAUUCUAUAAUUUAUGUUUAAGAAAAAUCUGAGCGGUAGAUCUUGGCUUGCUUUUUAACUCAAUGUGAUCUUGACUCAGAAAAGGUUGGUGACCACUGCUUUAUAGUGUACCACUUUUCACCAGGGCCCAUAUGGCUCUGGUCAAAAGUAGUGCACUAUAUAGGGAAUACGGUGCCAUUUGGGAUGCAACCAAAUACCACAUUUUUCCAAUCUCUCUCUCCAUAGAAUCCUCUAUGGUCCUCACUAAGCUAUGCAGGAAAGAAGACAGCUGAGCUUGCAAACAAACAACAGACAGAGUGCAUUUAAAUACCAGAAGCACAGUGUGCCAGAUAUGUAAAACAAACACAGGGCUUUUUUCAGAUGCCUUCAGUUUUCAGUCAGGCAAGCUUUUCCCAAAAAAUGGAAGCAUUUUAAUUUGCCUCCUAACUUUCUGUUGCCAGCUCUAUAGCCCAGGAAUCUACAAGCGGGAAUGCUCAUUUAAACACAGAACAAUAAGUCAGUGGUUUGAGAUCCAGGCAGAAGGCCUCUGUCUCAUGUUUAUUCUGCUACAUCUGCUAAAGCUAUGCUAAUUGCUUGCAGAUAACAGAGAGGGGAGAGCUGGAUUGAGAAUCUUCAGUUCAGUUCUUUCCAUUUGAGACACUCCGCUUUGAUUCGCAGUGAAGUGAUGGUCACCACAUGGGACAAUCAGCAGCACUGGGAGAACUAAGGAGAUUCGUUUAAGCAUCAGUCUGUUACCAGAUUGAGCCUGUGGCCUCUAGAUAACAAGAAAUCUUGAAUAAAUGGCAGUGGCACAGAAGAACAUAGCUGAAAUGUGUAUAAUUGUGAUGUAUUGCAUCAACCCUUAUCUCUCUCUCUUUUUCCCUCUCUCCCCUCUCUCUCGUCCUCCCUCCCUCACUCAAUCUUCUCUCACUCUUCUGUUUUGUUUUACUUCUAUCCCUCUCUAUUUUUCUCUCUCCAUCCCCCUUUCUUCCCCACCCCUCUCCCUCUCUCUCUCUCCUCCCCAUCCAGGUGAUACAGCUGGCCGACAGCAGGCCCAGAAGCCCCAGCCCCCAGCCUCAGAGAACAGCAGUGCGGCCCACAGUAUUGGCAGCACACAAAGCACGCCCUGUUCCAGCAGCAGCACAGCGUAG
Coregonus sp. 'balchen' is the source of this 46653-nucleotide messenger RNA. The record is from the annotation of a GenBank genome assembly. Lineage: Eukaryota; Metazoa; Chordata; Actinopteri; Salmoniformes; Salmonidae.